AUGCUCGCUCCCCCUAAUGUUGGAUCCGGUAAGUACUUUGUUUUUACAUUGCAUAGCACCCUUAAAGUGCUACUCCUCUAUUUCAAUUAUUUAUUUUGCUUAUUUCUUUUUUUCCUUUAACAGGCUGUCAGUUGAAAAAAAUCCUGUUGUAAUUUUUGCUAAUAAAGAAGGCCUUGUGGGUGACCCCCACCUUUAUUAUCCCUCAAUUUAUUUAAUGAGUGCUUAUUGUGGGUGACCCCCAUCUUUUAUUCACUCUUCAGUUAUAAUAGGUGCCUAUACACCACCUUUACAGUGGGUGAACCCCACUUCUACACAUAAGGAAACACAAAGUGGAAACACAAAGUGAUCCCAUAUAUUUCAAGACAUAACCAUCUGUCUAAGUAAAUUGAGUGACGAAUCCCACUCACUGUUGUUAUAGUGGUACAAUCCACUUGUCUAUUUUAGUGGUUACCCCACUAAAUUUUGUAUGCCGCCCUUUACCUAUUAUCUACAAAAUAAUUCGGGUGACCCCCAUUUAUAAAACUUAAUUUGAUACUAUUGGGUGAACCCCACUUAUUACCUAUUCUUUAGCAAUUGACUACCAGUCAAACCACUUAGGACAUAUCAUGUCUGAUAACACGGAGCCCGCAAUCUCCCAAGAACUUAGAGAUUGGCUGGUCUCAACCAUUGCCGAAUCCAUUCCCAAGGCGUUAGCUGCCUUUCAUGAGAAGACUUCUGCCAAAGUCAAUACUACCGCACGCUUGCCUUCUGACUCCGAGGAUUCUCAACCCUCGGAUCAGGAGACCACACGUAAGCGCCCUUGGAAAGGGGAUAGUAGGUCUGCGGGCAAGGGUAAGGCUCCUGCCAAGUCCCUAAAAUUGACUGCCACUCAACCCGCCCACGCCAUCUCCGACCCCUUAGAGGGCUCUACUUCCCACACGGGCAGGGGCGUACCUAGAGCAUUUGGCACCCGUGGCGGAUCCUGUGCGUGGCACCCCCCCCCCAAAAAAACAACAACAAACCUGUAAAAAAUGUUAAAGGUUUUCUUUAAUUAAUCCACACUCCUUAAUUAAACCAUACCCCUUAAUCCAUACCCCUUAAUUAAUCCACACUAAUUCAUCCACACACCCUUAAUCCACCCCCUUAAUUGAUACACACACCCUUAAUUAAUCCACACUAAUUAAUCCACCCCCUUAAUUAAUCCACCCCCAUAAUUAAUCCAUCCCCCCUUCAUUAAUACACCCCACUUAAUUAAUACACCCCCAUAAUUAAUCCACCCCCUAUAAUUAAAACACCCCCCAUAAUUAAUCCACUCUGCCUUAAUUAAUCCACCCCUAUAAUUAAUCCACCCCCAUAAUUAAUCCACCCCCAUAAUUAUUAAACCCCCAUAAUUAAUUCACCCCAUAAUUAAUAUACACCACCCCCAUAAUUAAUACUCCCCAUAAUUAUAUAUAUACCCCCAUAAUUAAUACUCCCCCAUAAUUAAUACUCCCCCAUAAUUAAUAUACCCCCAUAAUUAAUCCACCUCCCAUAAUUGAUACACCCCCAUUAUUAAUACACCCCAUAAUUAAUACACCCCCAAUAAUUAAUAUAAACCCCCUCCUUUCUCUCACCCCCUGCUCUCACUUUCUCCUCUUUUCACCCCUCCUUUCUCUUUCUCACCCCCCCUCAUUCUCUCUGCCCCCUUCCUCCUCUUUUCUUACCCCUCCUUUCUAACCUGCCCCCCCCUUUCUCCUCUUUUCCACUUUAUUUCUCUUUCUUUUCACUUUUACUCUUUCUCCUCUUUUCACCCCCCCUCUCCCCUCCUUUCUCACCCCCCUCCCCUACCUGUGUAGUAGCGUGGCCAAGCCCAGUAUAGUCGGCGGGUACAGAGAGCAGCUGUCUCCUGUACCCGGCCGGACUAACAGGAAGUGCACACUGUGUGCACUUCCUGUUAGUCCGGCCGGGUACAGGAAACAGCUGCUCCCUGUACCCGCCGACUAUACUGUGCUCGGCCACGCUACAGCAAAGGAAGCUGACAGGAGGGAGCGCUGAGCGCUUCCCUCCUGUCAGCCUCUCCUCAGGUUGCGCCCGGGCGGUGCGGUCCGCCCUCAUGGACGCACCGCCCGGGCAAAGCUGCAGCCGCCUGGCUCUCUACAGAGCGCUCGGGCGGCUGCAGCAUGAGGGGGGGGGGCGGCGGGGCUGGUCAUGGCACCCCCCAUCCUGGUGGCACCCGGGGCGGACCGCCCCUCCCCGCCCCCCCCUUAGUACGCCACUGCACACGGGCGAUAGGGUUGAAGAUUAUUGCCUUGAUUAUUCUGAUGAGGACCCUUCGGCGAAUGUGCUAGGGGAUUCCCCAUCAGAGUUUGUCAAGGAGACUUUCAUAUCACACAAAGAAUCAGAUGCAAAAGUUAAUAUGCAGAAGGGACCCGAUUCAGACAUUCUUCUGGAUGCUUCGGGUGUCCCUUUUUUCGACCCCAGGGUCAUUAAGCAUCCACGGUCGGCCGAAUGGGCCCCACCGGACCACAUUUCUAACUUUUGCAGAAUGUGGUUACGUAAACCACUUGAAAAAUACAUCAGGGCGAAACUCAGAGCCGAGUGCCCUCGACCAACCAUUCCAAACAAGGUGGCCCUCACACCAGAGUUUGACCCUCUAUUUGUAACAUUCCUCACUAAGACGGGGAAAGAUCCCCGCAAAGGCAUUGAGCAGGGUCUUAAGACGGCCCAAGAUAAACUCCUGGACAUUGCUGGUCCAAUCAUUCAAAUUUUUAUACUGGCAGACGAAGCCAUAACAAAUGGCGAAUUUGACCCCAACACAGUCAGAGAGUGGGCCCAGAGAGCCCUAUGUUUCCUAGGCAACGCAAACAUGUCCACUGAGAGACGCAGGGCGCAUUGUACAAACUAGAUGCUAAAUUAGCUGAUCUGAGCUCCCGAGAACUGGGACCUGAGGCCAAUGGUCUGCUGUUUGGCGAUUAAUUUAUGAGGGAUCUCUCCAAACAUGUAGCGGUAUUCACUACCCUAAAUAAGGCCCAAUCCUCCUUGCGCAGGGUACUUCACAAAACUGAUGAAACCAGUGAUGGCAUUGCUCCGAUCACAGGGGAUUCGGUCCAUUAUAUAUUUGGACGACAUCCUGAUAAUGGCUCAAGACUCAAAUCUUUUACGCAAACACAUAGACAUGACGACGGCCUUACUACAAAACCUUGGUUUUGUGAUCAAUUUCCAGAAAUCAGCACUGAACCCUUCUCAGAAGGUUCAGUUUCUCGGAUUUCUGAUAGACUCCGUACAGGCGAUUUUACAACUACCCUCCGCAAAGGUCAAAUCUAUAAAAAAAAGACAUUUGCAAAUUGCUAUCAGCCCACCAGAUUCGUCUACGCGAUCUGGCCCAUACUAUAGGCCUACUGUCCUCCUCUAUUCAAGCCAUUUACCCGGGACCUCUGCAUUACCGAGCCAUGCAACGGCUCAAGACAUACUACCUACACCGUUCCACUUCCUACGACCAACCCAUCUACCUCACAGACGAGGUUCGGAUAGAACUUCAUUGGUGGCUUCAUAACAUGGAAGCCUGGAAUGGCAAAGCCAUUUUCGGAUCACAACUAGACUUCAUUCUGGAAUCCGAUGCCAGUCUCCUGGGAUGGGGCGCCACGUGCGCCGACAGGUCGACUGGGGGACUAUGGUCCCCCUCCGAACGAGCACUGCACAUCAAUUGCCUAGAAUUGAUUGCGGGAUCUUUUGCGAUUCGCAGUUUCGCAAAAGAUUGUUUCAAUUGUUCACUAGUACUACGCAUGAACAACGUCUCUGCAGUGCAUUAUGUGAAUCGGUUAGGAGGUUCCCGAUCCAAACUACUGUCCGACCUUACCAAGGAACUUUACCAAUUCUGCCUAGAGCGGAAUUUAGCCAUAAGAGCGGAAUAUCUCCCAGGCACAGAUAACCUAGUCGCAGACUGGUUCUCUCACCAUUGGAGGGAUGUAAGCGACUGGCAAUUGGACCCCCGCUUGUUCUAUCAAAUUCUUUGUCUUCGCGGGCCCCUCACACUGGACCUGUUUGCAUCUCGGCUGAAUCGCCAGACGGAGGCUUUUAUCAGCUGGCUUCCAGAUACCCUGUCCUGGGCAGUCGAUGCCUUUCUACACCCUUGGCCAGAGAAGGGAGCUUAUGCUUUUCCGCCUUUCUCCAUGAUCCAACGCACCCUUUACCGGGUCAAAGCUCUAGUAGUGACAAUAGUUAUUGUCACUCCGUUAUGGAGAGCCCAGACUUGGUUUCCAACUCUGCUAGAAAUGUCUGUGAAUUGCCCAAUUCUAUUACCUCGAUCCCCCGACAUCCUCAAGAAUCCAGCAGGGCACUGUCACCCACUCGCCCUUCAAGGGCGACUCCAGCUUGGACCAUUUCAGGGGAUCCUGGAAUGUCUCGGGACUUUCAGAGACAGCUCAGACUCUCCUAUGGGACUCCUGGGCCCCAGGCACUAGACGGGCUUACCUCGCUGCAUGGCGAACAUGGGUCAGCUGGUGUUUGGAAAGGGAUACCGAUCCCUUUUCAGCACCUCUGACGAUUAUCCUAAACUUUCUGUCUACCCUAUUUGAUCAAGGCAAGUCCUAUAGAUCAAUUAAUGUUUUUAGAUCAGCUAUUUCUGCGGCCCACAACCCUAUUGACAAUACAUCAAUAGGCAAACAUCCUUCAGUCUGUAAACUUUUACGAGGGAUCAGGCUUGCCAGGCCCCCUCUUCCCAAAUAUUCCAAUUUCUGGGAUGUUGCUCAGGUUUUUUCCCUUUUAGAAUCCUGGCCCUCUAAUGAGAAUUUGACGUUACGUCAACUCUCUGCCAAACUGGCCUUACUUUUAUGUCUGGUGUCCUUCCGUCGGGUCUCCGACAUUCGAGCAUUUUAUUCCCAUGCUAUAGCUUUCUUGCCGGAAGGCGUCAAAUUUCACAUCACGAGGCGAACAAAGACCAAUUCUACCGCCGUUUUUUACCCUUACUUUCCGACUAGACAGUCACUCUGUGUGGCGCUCUGCUUAAGGCACUAUAUAGCUGCCACAGCCACUCUGCGUCCCCCUACAGGACCCCUUCUCGUGUCCUAUGUCAAACCACACAAACCGGUGUCCGCUCCCACAGUCGCGCGGUGGAUCAGAUGGAUACUAGCCCAAGCAGACAUUGACUCUUCUUUUGGGGCGCAUUCAGUCAGAGGAGCAGCCGCAUCCUCAGCGUUUCAUGCGGGUAGCUCCCUCUCGGACAUUCUGGCAUCUGCGGAUUGGUCCAGGGAGUCUACAUUUCGUACAUUCUACUUCAAACCUAUGCCACAUGCUGCAUCUUCUAUAAUAUAGGAGCGUUAAAACAGCAAAUAUGAAGCCUCCUGUCUUGCCAUAAAAUUAGGGAUUAUUCUAGCUCUGGUGACUGAAUAAUCUAAAUUUUAUUAACGACAGGAGGCGAAUAUUUUCCCUCCCUUCUUGUCUUCAGUAUUAUUUCUACCCACCCUAAGGUAAGUUGCUAGGUAUUCGUCCCUAGUCGAUCUGUUUCAGACAUACUCACACAUCAUCUGACAUAGGUUUAUACCACAACACUUUAACCAGGCAUUUGAUAUAUUUAAUAUCAUUUCACAUGAAAUGUUUGGGGAUUGUUAGUCCUAGUAUGCUUGCCAUAAACAUGCAUUCAAUCAGUAUAAGAGCCUAUACUCUCAUAGUUUUUUCUCUACUUCCCCUUAGUGUGAAGAACCCCAACGCUUGGGAUUUAUGGAUCUAUCAACCCGCUGCAAGUUUACAUGGUUGACUGCAUCAGGACUCCGGCUUAGUCCACAGUUCAUUAUUUUGGUUUACAUGGUUGAUACUCGGGUGCCGUCGGCUACAGCAAGAAAGAGGAUUUGGGAGGAGCUUCAUGACACCAUAUACUACUGUUAUACACUCUGAUUGGUUGAAUUUGUUUUACAUUACUGUUAACCAUUUCUUUGCUGCUGGGAGGUUCAGUAAAGAAAGAUAAGCAAAUAUUCGCCUCCUGUCGUUAAUAAAAUUUAGAUUAUUCAGUCACCAGGGCUAGAAUAAUCCCUAAUUUUAGGGCAUGACGUACCGGGUCCGUCAUCCGGCGUUAAGUGUUUUCUCAGCAUGACGGACAUAGUCCGUCAUCCGGGGUUAAAGAAAAGCUCCUUUCUACCUCUAAACACACAUAUCAUCCAAUGUCUUCCCUCAACCCCCUCCACCAACAUACACACUACAAUCCUUAUUACUCCUGGACACAUACAUUACAACUUUAAUUUCCUCACACACACUAACUACAGCCUCGAUUACGACCCAAAGGGCGUGCAUGCACUAUGGGCUGUAAGUGGAUUGCACAUGGUACUUGUGGUGUGAGGAGGGGACAUGGAAGGCACACUACAGUCCCAGUUUCCUAAACUCCCCAUUAUUAAUUAUUAUUCUGAGACUUGAAAUUGCUGUUUAGUGAAUAAGCGAGUGCAGUGGAUUUUGUAUGUUAUAUAUCUGUAUACAUAUAUAUAUAUAUAUAUAUAUAUAUAUAUAUAAAUAUACACACAGACUUAUGACUUAUUAUACAUUUAUUUAUAAAGUAUUUUACCAGGAAAGAUACAUGUUGUUUUCAAGUAUGUACUUGUCCCACAAACAUUGCUUUGUUGUAAUAGGGUAAAUUUAACCAGCGAACAGGUAAGAAAUAUAAUCAAAUACAUCUGUCAACAUAUUUACAAAAAUAAAAACACAAAUAAAAUGUCCCUAUAAAGAGAUCUCGUGAUGCCCUAGGGCCUACACAAUAUUUACAUUUGUCAGUAGGUGUCUUGUGAGCAUUUACCGGUAUACAGUGCUUUACUCACUCUGAUAAGCCAAGACCAUCUCCCGUAUUUAUCUAUCUCCCAUUACUGUAUUGGGGCAUACUACAAGGGUGCCAAGAGGAGGGCAUGUUUUUAAAACAUUGGGCGUGGUCUUCUGUAAGUGACAGCAGGAAUAGCCAAUCAGGUAGGUGAUGUGCAACACUGCACCGUGAUUGGCAGGUGGAGGAGUUUAGGUAAAGGGGCGGUGGGAUAGGUGACGCUCCUCAGUGUGUGCUGCUGCAUGCGGACCGCUAGGACACCGACAGGAAGUGAUGUUGCUGGGUAAGGUGGACUGUGAGCUGGAGUUUCUUAUUAUCCCUGGUUUAUAAUGUGUGUGUAUGGGAUAUUACAUCUCAUUGCCCCUGGCUUAUAGUGUGUGUGUAUGGGAUAUUACAUCUCAUUGCUCCUGGUUUAUAGUGUGUGUGUAUGGGAUAUUACAUCUCAUUGCUCCUGGCUUAUAGUGUGUGUGUAUAUGGGAUAUGGUUUAUAGUGUGUGUGUAUGGGAUAUUACAUCUCAUUGCCCCUGGUUUAUAGUGUGUGUAUGGGAUAUUACAUCUCAUUGCUCCUGGUUUAUAGUGUGUGUAUGGGAUAUUACAUAUCAUUGCUCCUGGUUUAUAGUAUGUGUAUGGGAUAUUACAUCUCAUUGCUCCUGGUUUAUAGUGUGUGUGUGUGUGUGUGUGUAUGGGAUAUUACAUCUCAUUGCUCCUGGUUUAUAGUGUGUGUGUAUAUGGGAUAUUACAUCUCAUUGCUCCUGGUUUAUAGUGUGUGUAUGGGAUAUUACAUCUCAUUGCCCCUGGCUUAUAGUGUGUGUGUGUGUAUGGGAUUUUACAUCUCAUUGAUCCUGGUUUAUAGUGUGUGUGUGUGUGUGUGUGUGUGUGUGUGUGAUAUUACAUCUCAUUGCUCCUGGUUUAUAGUGUGUGUGUGUGUGUGUGUAUAUGGGAUAUUACAUCUCAUUGCUCCUGGUUUAUUGUGUGUGUGUGUGUGUGUGGAUAUUACAUCUCAUUGCUCCUGGUUUAUAGUGUGUGUGUGUGUGUGUGUAUAUGGGAUAUUACAUCUCAUUGCUCCUGGUUUAUUGUGUGUGUGUGUGUAUAUGGGAUAUUACAUUUCAUUGCUUGAAAUUGCUGUUUAGUGAAUAAGCGAGUGCAGUGGAUUUUGUAUGUUAUAUAUCUGUAUACAUAUAUAUAUAUAUAUAAAUAUACACACAGACUUAUGACUUAUUAUACAUUUAUUUAUAAAGUAUUUUACCAGGAAAGAUACAUGUUGUUUUCAAGUAUGUACUUGUCCCACAAACAUUGCUUUGUUGUAAUAGGGUAAAUUUAACCAGCGAACAGGUAAGAAAUAUAAUCAAAUACAUCUGUCAACAUAUUUACAAAAAUAAAAACACAAAUAAAAUGUCCCUAUAAAGAGAUCUCGUGAUGCCCUAGGGCCUACACAAUAUUUACAUUUGUCAGUAGGUGUCUUGUGAGCAUUUACCGGUAUACAGUGCUUUACUCACUCUGAUAAGCCAAGACCAUCUCCCGUAUUUAUCUAUCUCCCAUUACUGUAUUGGGGCAUACUACAAGGGUGCCAAGAGGAGGGCAUGUUUUUAAAACAUUGGGCGUGGUCUUCUGUAAGUGACAGCAGGAAUAGCCAAUCAGGUAGGUGAUGUGCAACACUGCACCGUGAUUGGCAGGUGGAGGAGUUUAGGUAAAGGGGCGGUGGGAUAGGUGACGCUCCUCAGUGUGUGCUGCUGCGUGCGGACCGCUAGGACACCGACAGGAAGUGAUGUUGCUGGGUAAGGUGGACUGUGAGCUGGAGCUUCUUAUUAUCCCUGGUUUAUAAUGUGUGUGUAUGGGAUAUUGCAUCUCCUUGCCCCUGGUUUAUAAUGUGUGUAUGGGAUAUUACAUCUCAUUGCCCCUAGUGUGUGUGUGUGAUAUCACAUCUCAUUGCUCCUGGUUUAUAGUGUGUGUAUAUGGGAUAUUACAUCUCAUUGCCCCUAUUGUGUGUGUGUGUGUGUGUGUGUGUGUGUGUGUGUGUGUGUGUUAUUACAUCUCAUUGCUCCUGGUUUAUAGUGUGUGUGUUAUUACAUCUCAUUGCUCCUGGUUUAUAGUGUGUGUGUGUGUGUGUGUGUGUUAUUACAUCUCAUUGCUCCUGGUUUAUAGUGUGUGUGUGUGGUGUGUGAAUGGGAUAUUACAUCUCAUUGCUCCUGGUUUAUAGUGUGUGUGUAUAUGGGAUAUUACAUCUCAUUGCCCCUAGUGUGUGUGUGGGAUAUUACAUCUCCUUGCUCCUGGUUUAUAGUGUGUGUGUGUGUGUGUGUGUGUGUGUGUGUGGGAUAUUACAUCUCCUUGCCCCUGGUUUAUAAUGUGUGUGUGUGUGUGUGUGUGUGUGUAUGGGAUAUUACAUCUCAUUGCUCCUGGUUUAUAGUGUGUGUAUGGGAUAUUACAUCUCAUUGCCCCUGGCUUAUAGUGUGUGUGUGUAUGGGAUAUUGCAUCUCCUUGCCCCUGGUUUAUAAUGUGUGUAUGGGAUAUCACAUCUCAUUGCUCCUGGUUUAUAGUGUGUGUAUAUGGGAUAUUACAUCUCAUUGCCCCUAGUGUGUGUGUGGGAUAUUACAUCUCAUUGCUCCUGGUUUAUUGUGUGUGUGUGUGUGUGUGUAUGUGUGUGUGUGUGUGGGAUAUUACAUCUCCUUGCCCCUGGUUUAUAAUGUGUGUAUGGGAUAUUACAUCUCAUUGCUCCUGGUUUAUAAUGUGUGUGUGUGUGUGUGUGGGAUAUUACAUCUCCUUGCCCCUGGUUUAUAAUGUGUGUAUGGGAUAUUACAUAUCAUUGCUCCUGGUUUAUAGUGUGUGUAUAUGGGAUAUUACAUCUCAUUGCCCCUAUUGUGUGUGUGUGUGUGUGUGUGUGUUAUUACAUCUCAUUGCUCCUGGUUUAUAGUGUGUGUGUGUGUGUGUGUGUGUGUGUGUUAUUACAUCUCAUUGCUCCUGGUUUAUAGUGUGUGUGUGUGUGUGUGUAUGGGAUAUUACAUCUCAUUGCUCCUGGUUUAUAGUGUGUGUAUGGGAUAUUACAUCUCAUUGCUCCUGGUUUAUAGUGUGUAUGGGAUAUUACAUCUUAUUGCUCCUGGUUUAUAGUGUGUGUGUGUGUAUAUGGGAUAUUACAUCUCAUUGCCCCUAGUGUGUGUGUGUGUGUGUGUGUGUGUGUGUGUGUAUAUGGGAUAUUACAUCUCAUUGCUCCUGGUUUAUAGUGUGUGUAUGGGAUAUUACAUCUCAUUGCCCCUGGCUUAUAGUGUGUGUGUAUGGGAUAUUGCAUCUCCUUGCCCCUGGUUUAUAAUGUGUGUAUGGGAUAUCACAUCUCAUUGCUCCUGGUUUAUAGUGUGUGUAUAUGGGAUAUUACAUCUCAUUGCCCCUAGUGUGUGUGUGGGAUAUUACAUCUCAUUGCUCCUGGUUUAUUGUGUGUGUGUGUGUGUGUGUAUGUGUGUGUGUGUGUGGGAUAUUACAUCUCCUUGCCCCUGGUUUAUAAUGUGUGUAUGGGAUAUUACAUCUCAUUGCUCCUGGUUUAUAAUGUGUGUGUGUGUGUGUGUGGGAUAUUACAUCUCCUUGCCCCUGGUUUAUAAUGUGUGUAUGGGAUAUUACAUAUCAUUGCUCCUGGUUUAUAGUGUGUGUGUGUGUAUAUGGGAUAUUACAUCUCCUUGCCCCUGGUUUAUAAUGUGUACAUGGGAUAUUACAUCUCCUUGCCCCUGGUUUAUAAUGUGUGUAUGGGAUAUUACAUCUCAUUGCUCCUGGUUUAUAGUGUGUGUAUAUGGGAUAUUACAUCUCAUUGCCCCUAGUGUGUGGGGGAUAUUACAUCUCAUUGCUCCUGGUUUAUAGUGUGUGUGUGUGUGUGUAUAUGCGAUAUUGCAUCUCGUUGCCCCUGGCUUAUAAUGUGUGUAUGGGAUAUUAAAUCUCAUUGCUCCUGGUUUAUAGUGUGUGUGUGUGUGUGUGUGUGUGUGUGUGUGGGAUAUUACAUCUCCUUCCUCCUGGUUUAUAGUGUGUGUGUGUGUGUGGGAUAUUGAAUCUCCUUGCUCCUGGUUUAUAGUGUGUAUGGGAUAUUACAUCUCAUUGUUCCUGGUUUAUAGUGUGUGUAUGGGAUAUUAAAUCUCAUUGCUCCUGGUUUAUAGUGUGUGUGUGUGUGUGUGUGUGUACAUGGGAUAUUACAUCUCAUUGCUCCUGGUUUAUAGUGUGUGUGUGUGUGUGUGUGUAUAUGGGAUAUUGCAUCUCUUUGCCCCUGGUUUAUAAUGUGUGUAUGGGAUAUUACAUCUCAUUGCUCCUGGUUUAUAGUGUGUGUAUAUGGGAUAUUACAUCUCAUUGCCCCUAGUGUGUGUGGGAUAUUACAUCUCAUUGCUCCUGGUUUAUAAUGUGUGUAUGGGAUAUUACAUAUCAUUGCUCCUGGUUUAUAGUGUGUGUGUGUGUGUGUGUGUGUGUGUUAUUACAUCUCCUUGCCCCUGGUUUAUAAUGUGUGUAUGGGAUAUUACAUAUCAUUGCUCCUGGUUUAUAGUGUGUGUGUGUGUAUAUGGGAUAUUACAUCUCCUUGCCCCUGGUUUAUAAUGUGUAUGGGAUAUUAAAUCUCAUUGCUCCUUGUUUAUAGUGUGUGUAUGGGAUAUUACAUCUCCUUGCUCCUGGUUUAUAGUGUGUGUGUGUGUGUGUGUGUGUGUGUGUGUUAUUACAUCUCAUUGCUCCUGGUUUAUAGUGUGUGUGUGUGUGUGUGUAUAUGGGAUACUGCAUCUCCUUGCCCCUGGUUUAUAAUGUGUAUAUGGGAUAUUACAUCUCAUUGCUCCUGGUUUAUAGUGUGUAUAUGGGAUAUUACAUCUCCUUGCUCCUGGUUUAUAGUGUGUAUAUGGGAUAUUACAUCUCAUUGCUCCUGGUUUAUAGUGUGUGUAUGGGAUAUUACAUCUCCUUGCUCCUGGUUUAUAAUGUGUGUAUGGGAUAUCACAUCUCAUUGCUCCUGGUUUAUAGUGUGUGUAUAUGGGAUAUUACAUCUCAUUGCCCCUAGUGUGUGUGUGUGUGUGUGUGUGUGUGUGUGUGUGUGUGUGAUAUUACAUCUCAUUGCUCCUGGUUUAUAGUGUGUGUGUGUGUGUGUGUGUGUGUAUGGGAUAUUACAUCUCAUUGCUCCUGGUUUAUAGUGUGUGUAUGGGAUAUUACAUCUCAUUGCUCCUGGUUUAUAGUGUGUGUGUAUGGGAUAUUACAUCUCAUUGCUCCUGGUUUAUAGUGUGUAUGGGAUAUUACAUCUUAUUGCUCCUGGUUUAUAGUGUGUGUGUAUAUGGGAUAUUACAUCUCAUUGCCCCUAGUGUGUGGGAUAUUACAUCUCAUUGCUCCUGGUUUAUAGUGUGUGUGUGUGUGUGUGUGUGAGAUAUUGAAUCUCCUUGCUCCUGGUUUAUAGUGUGUGUAUGGGAUAUUACAUCUCAUUGCUCCUGGUUUAUAGUGUGUAUGGGAUAUUACAUCUCAUUGCUCCUGGUUUAUAGUGUGUGUAUGGGAUAUUACAUCUCAUUGCUCCUGGUUUAUAGUGUGAAUGGGAUAUUACAUCUCAUUGCUCCUGGUUUAUAGUGUGUGUGUAUAUGGGAUAUUACAUCUCAUUGCCCCUAGUGUGUGUGUGGGAUAUUACAUCUCCUUGCUCCUGGUUUAUAGUGUGUGUGUGUGUGUGUGUGUGUGUGUGUGUGGGAUAUUACAUCUCCUUGCCCCUGGUUUAUAAUGUGUGUGUGUGUGUGUGUGUGUGUGUAUGGGAUAUUACAUCUCAUUGCUCCUGGUUUAUAGUGUGUGUAUGGGAUAUUACAUCUCAUUGCCCCUGGCUUAUAGUGUGUGUGUGUAUGGGAUAUUGCAUCUCCUUGCCCCUGGUUUAUAAUGUGUGUAUGGGAUAUCACAUCUCAUUGCUCCUGGUUUUAUAGUGUGUGUAUAUGGGAUAUUACAUCUCAUUGCCCCUAGUGUGUGUGGGGGAUAUUACAUCUCAUUGCUCCUGGUUUAUAGUGUGUGUGUGUGAUAUUAUAUCUCCUUGCCCCUGGUUUAUAAUGUGUGUAUGGGAUAUUACAUCUCAUUGCUCCUGGUUUAUUGUGUGUGUGUGUGUGUGUGUGUGUGUGUGUGUAUAUGCGAUAUUGCAUCUCGUUGCCCCUGGUUUAUAAUGUGUGUAUGGGAUAUUAAAUCUCAUUGCUCCUGGUUUAUAGUGUGUGUAUAUGGGAUAUUACAUCUCAUUGCUCCUGGUUUAUAGUGUGUGUGCGUGUGUGUGUGUGUGUGUGUGAUAUUGAAUCUCCUUGCUCCUGGUUUAUAGUGUGUAUGGGAUAUUACAUCUCAUUGUUCCUGGUUUAUAGUGUGUGUGUAUGGGAUAUUACAUCUCAUUGCUCCUGGUUUAUAGUGUGUGUGUGUAUAUGGGAUAUUACAUCUCAUUGCUCCUGGUUUAUAGUGUGUGUGUGUGUGUGUGUGUGUGUGUAUAUGGGAUAUUGCAUCUCUUUGCCCCUGGUUUAUAAUGUGUGUAUGGGAUAUUACAUCUCAUUGCUCCUGGUUUAUAGUGUGUGUAUAUGGGAUAUUACAUCUCAUUGCCCCUAGUGUGUGUGUGGGAUAUUACAUCUCAUUGCUCCUGGUUUAGUGUGUGUGUGUGUGUGUGGGAUAUUACAUCUCCUUGCCCCUGGUUUAUAAUGUGUGUAUGGGAUAUUACAUCUCAUUGCUCCUGGUUUAUAGUGUGUGUAUAUGGGAUAUUACAUCUCAUUGCUCCUGGUUUAUAGUGUGUGUGUGUGUGUGUGUGUGUGUGUAUAUGGGAUAUUACAUCUCCUUGCCCCUGGUUUAUAAUGUGUGUAUGGGAUAUUACAUCUCAUUGCUCCUGGUUUAUAGUGUGUGUAUAUGGGAUAUUACAUCUCAUUGCUCCUGGUUUAUAGUGUGUGUGUGUGUGUAUAUGCGAUAUUGCAUCUCGUUGCCCCUGGUUUAUAAUGUGUGUAUGGGAUAUUAAAUCUCAUUGCUCCUGGUUUAUAGUGUGUGUGUGUGUGUAUAUGGGAUAUUACAUCUCAUUGCUCCUGGUUUAUAGUGUGUGUGUGUGUGAUAUUGAAUCUCCUUGCUCCUGGUUUAUAGUGUGUGUAUGGGAUAUUACAUCUCAUUGUUCCUGGUUUAUAGUGUGUGUAUGGGAUAUUACAUCUCAUUGCUCCUGGUUUAUAGUGUGUGUGUGUGUGUGUAUAUGGGAUAUUGCAUCUCUUUGCCCCUGGUUUAUAAUGUGUGUAUGGGAUAUUACAUCUCAUUGCUCCUGGUUUAGUGUGUGUGUAUGGGAUAUUACAUCUCAUUGCUCCUGGUUUAUUGUGUGUGUAUGGGAUAUUACAUCUCAUUGUUCCUGGUUUAUAGUGUGUGUAUAUGGGAUAUUACAUCUCAUUGCUCCUGGUUUAUAGUGUGUGUAUGGGAUAUUACAUCUCAUUGCUCCUGGUUUAUAGUGUGUAUGGGAUAUUACAUCUCAUUGCUCCUGGUUUAUAGUGUGUGUGUAUAUGGGAUAUUACAUCUCAUUGCCCCUAGUGUGUGGGAUAUUACAUCUCAUUGCUCCUGGUUUAUAGUGUGUGUGUGUGUGUGUGUGUGAGAUAUUGAAUCUCCUUGCUCCUGGUUUAUAGUGUGUGUAUGGGAUAUUACAUCUCAUUGCUCCUGGUUUAUAGUGUGUGUGUGUGUGUGUGUGUGUGUAUAUAUGGGAUAUUGCAUCUCUUUGCCCCUGGUUUAUAAUGUGUGUAUGGGAUAUUACAUCUCAUUGCUCCUGGUUUAGUGUGUGUGUGUGUGUGUGUGUGUGAGAUAUAUAUUGAAUCUCCUUGCUCCUGGUUUAUAGUGUGUGUAUGGGAUAUUACAUCUCAUUGUUCCUGGUUUAUAGUGUGUGUAUGGGAUAUUACAUCUCAUUGCUCCUGGUUUAUAGAGUGUGUGUGUGUGUAUAUGGGAUAUUACAUCUCAUUGCUCCUGGCUUAUAGUGUGUGUGUAUAUGCGACAUUACAUCUCAUUGCUCCUGGCUUAUAGUGUGUGUGUGUGUAUAUAUGGGAUAUUAGAUCUCAUUGCUCCUGGCUUAUAGUGUGUGUGUGUAUAUAUGGGAUAUUAGAUCUCAUUGCUCCUGGUUUAUAGUGUGUGUGUGUGUGUGUAUGGGAUAUUACAUCUCACUUCCCUUGGUUUAGUGUGAGUGUAUUUCAGCUUAUAGUGUGUAGUGGUUCUUGGGGGACAUGCUGGAAUCCCAAUGUUAUUGCCAUUCAUUAGUGAAGGUCACCUUGUGGCCUGCACUCUUUGUAUAUUACCUGUUAACAGUGUAUAUUAGCGUGUGCACAGUUUAUACUGCCUGUUAUCAGUGUGUAUUGGUGUGCACUCUGUGUAUAUACUGCCUGUUAUUAGUGUGGACUCUGUAUGUCCCGCCUGUUAGUAUGCAUGAGUGUCUAGGAAAAAUGGUCGGUCUGGUUGCCCUCAGUGUACCAAUCAUGGCUAGGAGACAAGUGUGGACAAAUUAUUCUUCUUGACCUGUAAUAGGGUGUAUGUACUUACUCGAAGUGUGAUGACUUGAUUGUUACUUGAAACAUUUAAUAUCUAAAGCGGUGUUAUCCUUAUUUUCUGUUUGUGAUUGUUAUGCAUUCACUAUGUUCAUAUAAGGUGUAGUAGUGUUAGUAAUUUACCAGUAUACUAGUUCAGUUGAUGGGAAGCUAUCUCUUAUAGUUUACUCCCAUUAAAGGAACACUGUAACUUUAGGAAUAAAAAUAUGUUUAAUGUUACUGUCCCAAGUACUACCAGGUCUCAUAUCUCCUCCCUCCUCCUCCUCCAGCAGUGAAAUGGUUAAAAAACCCUUUACUCCCUUAUUUCCAUGGCUGAGGUGCACUCUCCUCCCCAGUGCAGUCAUGAAGAAUGCAAGGCAGGGCCUCUUCUGCUGAUGUUCAAUCCAGUGCUCCUCUUAGAGCGUUUCGACCUAAUUCGCAUGCACAGUCUGUGUAGUGAAACAGCCUAUAGUGGCUGCCAGAGGACGAUUUAACCAUGCAAUGUCAACAUUGCAUUUUUUCAAACUGCAGUGUUUUUUUUUGUUUUUGUUUUUUUUUCAUUGCAAGGCUAAGGGAACAGGACCAUUGCAGACCAUUUCAUUGAGAUGAAGUGGCCUCCGCACGUGUAUAUGAUUAGUAGUUAUCUUACAACUGUUAAUCUGCUGUCUUGUACUGGUGUCUGUACAUGUAGAUAUUCUGUGCUCACUUCAGUGUCGUUUAUAUGCUUCGGUGGAAUGCUUUGCUUUCAGGACAAUCUAGACAAGGUUGUGGAUGAGGCCAAUCACUGGCCUUGUUAGGUAGGACAUGCAAAGAAAAUGUGACUUAAGCUGCAUAACAGUGAUUGAAAGUCUAAAAGGCAGAGAAUUGAUCAAGAAGGCUGCUGGUACAUAAUCUAUACACCAAAACCACUCCAUUAAAGGGAUUCUAUAGUGCCUGGAAAAUAAACCAGGUUUUCAGGCAUUAUAGGCUGCUGCAGCGCCCACCCCACCCCCACCUCUGGUGCUGAAGGGGUUAAAACCCCUUCAGCCACUUACCUGAAUCCAUGUAUCUUGAUGCUAAGUCAGGCUCUGUCCAUGCUCCUCCCCCACCGGAUGAUGACCGCGCUCUCGUUAGGAUUUCCACGGGGGAUGCUAGAUCGGAGUGACCGUCAGGAGGUGGGUGCACAGCGCUACCUCCUGCCAUGCACUCUGUGUAGCCUGGUUGAGUGGAGCAGUGUGCACCGUGGUAUAGUUACUUAUGUUUCCUGUACCCGGCCAGUCUGAAAGGAAGUGCUCCCUGAGAGAGCACUUCCUAACAGUCCGGCUGGGUACAGGAGACUGAAUCUCCUGUACCGUGUUGCCCUCUGCUCGGCCACGCUACCAGGAGACACACCGGAGAGCAGGGACCAAAGAGGGGAGAAAGGACCACUAUGGGACAGGGGUGCAGAACAUUAUGGGACUGGGGGAGUGGGUGGUAAGGAACACUAUAUCGAUAUCGAGGAAUCGUGGAAUACCGCCUCACUGCCGGGCAUCCGAGUGAUCGCUCCCCCCUCUCCCCGGAGAGACCCCUUCUGGGUUGCCGCACAUGGCGCCAAUUUGUGUAGUGCAGAGUAGGGAUAAACUGAUUAUCGGUCUGGCCGAUAUUCUGUAUUUUCAGCAAGAGAUCGUCCGCUGUCGAUAAUGCGGACCUGGGUGGGCCCAGCAAGCUCUUACUUACCCCCAGCAGCUCCAUUCUGUUUACGCUGUGUAAAUCUUGCGAGUCCCGCGGUCGUCAAAGGGUUGCCACAGGUUACCAUGGCAACACUCCACACAGCACGCUGACUGCUAGAGUUGGACAGGGGAGCUGCUGGGAGGUUAAGAGAUUUUUGGGUCCUCCAGGGAAUACAAUAUCCCCCCUCCCUGGCCAAGUAAGGAGCAGGGAGGGGGUGACUAAAACAUUAUUUAAAAAAAUUAAAUAUAAAAAUGCCCCUUCCCCCAUUUUACACGCUUGACAGACAUACCUACUCAAACACACUUUGUGCAGUGUGUUUGUGCAGUGUAUGUAUAUAAUGAAUGCUUAUGUACACUCUGCAUUUAUGUACACUACAUAAACAUUCACAGCACAAAUACACUACACAAACACACUGCACUCACUAUACACACUACACAAACACACACUGUGCAGUGUUUGUGUAGUGUUUGUGCAGCGUGUGUAUAACAAAUGCAAACACACUCUGCAUUCAUUAUAUACCCGCACUCUGAGGUGUGUGUAAUGUGUAUGUAUAUAUUGCACUCACAGGUUUUUAACAAGUGAUUAAUUUAUUCUGAAGUGCAAAUUACAUAUGCCAAAACUAUAGUGAUCGCCGUUUUGACCCUUAAAGGGCUUUUUUCACAGUCAUGAAAAAGGCCCUUUAAGGGUCGAAACGUCGAUCACUAUAUUUUUGGCAUAUGUAAUUUGCACUUCAGAAUAAAUUAAUCACUUGUUAAAGACCUGUGAGUGCACCUUAUAUGUAUUAUUUAUGGUAUCUAUUUUGACGCUGAGGUUUGCACCCAGGCAAGAACAUUUAUUCAGCAGCAAAGGGUGAGUGCAAAGUCUAUUUCUCUUAUAUAAAUUUAUGUGUGUAUGUAUUCCCCUUCACUCACACUUUAAACACUUCACUGCCGGGCGCAUAUACCAGGGCUCCACAUAACACAACUCCAAAAUAGCAAUGGCUGCUCUCUAGUCUUUAAAAAUAAAAAAUGUAUUGAAUCAAGUUUAAAAUAACGACCAACGUUUCAGUCCUCGUUCGGGGAAAGAAAUAUGUGACCCUGAGGAAAGUCCCGAACAAUACAUUUUUUUUAUUUUUAAAGACUGGAGAGCAGCCAUUGCUAUUUUGGAGAUAAAUAUAUCUAUCACACUGGAUUCACUAAUCAAAUACUCUCACUGCACACACAUUCUUGUAAACAUAAAAAAACACUGUUCUGUAUAUUUUGUGCAUUUACCUUAAUAAAAAAGAUUUGCAAAAUAAACAUGUUCAGUUAACAGUAGAUGUGUGUAGAAAUAGUUGUCUAUUUUUUUUAAAUGGUAAAUAUACAGAAUAUCGGUAAAUUAUCGGCUAUUGGUCUGAAAGUUCAGAUUAUCAGUAUCUGCUCAAAAAAAUAUCGGUCGAUCCCUACUUGUUCUGAAUAGAAAUGUGUGCCUGUCACCAAUGAUAUUUAAUUAUGACUGACCUGAUUUUAGUACGUGUCUAGAUGUAGGUGUCCUAAGAUGUUGGGAUGAAACUUUUAAGAUGAGCGGUUUUGAUUACUCUGGGAGGUUUUUUCUUUGUUUUCUUUACACUGUGCAGCACUGCCCCAGGAAGCGCCACUAGCAGCCAUCUGAGGAGCUCCCUUUUCUCUGAAGAGUGUUUGCUGGUUUCCCUUCAUGAAUCAGUCUGUUCUGUUGUAAAUUGGGAGCAUAAGGCCAAAUAUCACAUUACCGAUAUGGUUGCAUUUCCGCGUGGAAAUCCUCCAUGUAUAGAUUGACAAAAUUAAAGGAACACUAUAGUCAAAGCAGUUUUAGUGUAUAUAUAAUUCCCCUGCAAUUUCACUGCUCAAUUCACUGCUAUUUAGGAGUUAAAUCACUGUUUCUGUUUAUGCAGCCCUAGCCACACCUCCCCUGGCUAUGAUUGACAGAGCUUGCAUGGAAAAAAAAUGGUUUCACUUUCAAACAGAUGUAAUUUACCUUAAUUGUAUCUCAAUCUCUAAAUUGAACUUUAAUCACAUACAGGAGGCUCUUGCAGGGUCUAGCAAGCUAUUAACAUAGCAGGGGAUAAGAAAAUCCUAAUUAAACAGAACUUGCAAUAAAGAGCAUAAAUAGGGCUCUUUACAGGAAGUGUUUAUGGAAGGCUGUGCAAGUCACAUGCAGGGAGGUGUGACUAGGGUUCAUAAACAAAGGGAUUUAACUCUGAAAUGGCAGUGGAUUGGGCAGUGAGCCUGCAGGGGCAUGUUCUAUACACCAAAACUGCUUCAUUAAGCUAAAGUUGUUAAACUACAAAUGCAUGCUAACUACAAAUGCAUGCCUUAUGGCAGUAAUGGCCAACCUAUUGCACGCCAUGCCCAUAGAAUGUGAGCAGCGUUGGCACCAGUCGGCAGCAAUGCAGAGUAGGCACCUGCAUGCCCAAAAAAGCAGGCGUCUGCUCUGCUUUUGUAUCGGGAGAACCUGGAGGCAGGGGGAGGGAUCUGGAAAGCAGCUCCCCUGUCCUCCCACGCGCAGGCUGUGUGAAGUGUUGCUGCAUGUUACUAUGGCAAUGCUCCACACAGCAUUGUGCGGGAAAACAGGACAGCUGCAGCUAGACACAUACCACCACCACCACCACCACCAGGGCUGGCUGUCCCUUUUUUUUUUUUUUUCACCAAAAAGGUUGGGGAGGGGGGAAAGGAAUAAAGAUUUUAUGUAUGUCAGGAUUAUUUAAAAAAUACACAUUUGCUACCUGCAGCACCCCUCCCCAGGGCCGGACUAGCCCACUGGAAUACCUGGAAAAUUUCCCGGUGGGCCGGCACACUAGCAGGCUGAUGUGCGGCCACCUAGUGCGCAAUUACAGGGUGACAAGCAGGAGUGGAUGCGCACCCUCCUGCUUCUCACAGAAUGUAGCAUGGCCGAGCAGGCAGACCACAGUAGAGGAGCUUCUAUUACCCUCCCUGGUCUGACAGGAAGUGCUCAGAGCACAUAACUGCUUCCUGUCAGACCAGGUACAAUGAGCAGGAAUUCCUCCACAACUGCCUGCUCGGCCAUGCUACAGGAAGAGCUAGGAGAAGGGAGGGCACUAAUGGGACAUGGGGAGAGCUGGGGGUGGGGGGGGGGCGAGAGGACUAAUGGGACACGGAGAGCUAGGGGAGGGGCGGGACUAAUGGGACACGGAGAGUGCUAGGAGGGGACCAAUGGGGCAAGGGAGAGGGGAGGGGGACUAAUGGGACACGGGGAGAGCUAGGGGAGGGGGGACUAAUGGGACACGGGGGGGACUAAUGGGGCACGGGGAGAGCUAGGGGAGGGGCGGGGGGACUAUAGGCUGAGCACUGUAAAUGCUACCUUUUUUCAGAGUAAAGGCAGGAUUUACUUAUGAACAUCUCUAGUGACGGUCACUCAGAUGGCCACUAGAGCUGCUUAAUAAUGUUUUUUUUACUGCUGUGCAAUAGCAUACAUUCACAAUUUCAGUCCAAAUGACCAAUCUUUUCUUGAUAAAUCAAGAAAAUGGACAAACUUUGAUCAUAUGCAAAUGCACGUCUGCUUACAAUAAACCAGCUCUUUUGUUUAUUUUGAAGCUCUGUGAGUGCUUUCUUUCACGUUUGAGUGAUAGAUUUCUGUUUUGAGGGUUUAUUUUUAUUUUUUGCUUCCAUAUCCGCACACUAUGCUGGUGCGAUGCAUUAUGGGGCAGGUAUAGAAUUUUUUUUUUUCCCAGGGCUGCUUUUCAUUUCCAGUCGGGACCUGCCUCCCUCCCUCCCUCGCACACAGCGCCACUGCAAACGCGCUCUGUGUGGCGUGGCGCGGCGCACAUACUAAAAAUGUAAGCUUAAUUUUAUCUAAUUUAUAUCAUUUAUAAUUUGUUUUAUUGAACUUUUUUUUUUUUAAACAAGAUGUGAGUUUGGACAACUGUACGAGUUUUUUUUUUUUUCUAAACUUAAACCUCAGUAUUCAGGCUUAAUUGCUGUGUUGGCACUUUGAGGGGAAAACAAAGUUGGCAUGUAUUGCAGUUUGGGCACUUGGGCUCAAAGGUUCACCAUCAUGUAUCUUGUCAGCAACAGCAAACCUAUUGCUCACAAUGCUACUAUAUAGAAUUGUCAAUUUGGAUCCAAGUACAUCCUGUACUAUUUUGCAUAGAUAUAUAUUUUUUUGAGCUUUUUAUUUUAACACAGAGCUGUAGAAAGGUAUUAAUUGCAAACUGUUUUGCAUCUUUUCUCUUUUGCUAUAGUUAACCAGCACUUGCAUUUCUUGUCAACAAAGUUUGUUCUUAUACCUAAAAUGUCAGUUUCAGAAUUCCGACUAAUGGCCAAAUGAGACUAUUUUUGUCAGAACAGCGUUUCUUCUGAAUACAAAUGCCCAGGUCUAUUGCUUAGCUUGCCUAUUACAACAGUUUAAAGGCAUUGUCCUACAUAACAAGGCCAGUGACUGGCCUCAUCCACAACCUCUAUACUCUGUCCUGAAAGCAAAGAAUUCCACCGCAGUAUAUAAACGACUCUGAAGUGAGCACAAAUUAUCUAUAUGUACAGACUCCAGUAAAAGACAGCAGAUUAACAUAAUUAUACUAUUACUAACUAUAUGCACAUGUUGAGACCCCUUGUUUCCAUGUCUGUGUGCUACUCUCUACAAACGAACACCACAAUUACCCAAGACUACUUUUUUAUUGUUUUGUCGUCGUAAAGAAUCUUUAGGUGAGCUAGAUUAAGUUUAAGACCUUGUUUGUUAAAGGGCAUCUUGGGUGUAAAAAAAAAAUUCUUCAGUCUUGUGCCAGCUUAGGUUAUGAGGUUUGUUAAAAUGGUGUAAAAUGUAAAUAUUUGAAAAUUUGCUGCAUGAAGUUACUUAUUUUUAUUUAUUUUGUGUGGAGAGGGCUGCAAUGAGGGGGGCAAACGGUCUUUAGGGGAUAGAUGGAUAAUCUCCCUAUGACACUGAGAAUUGUUAGUCAAAAUGUCCAGGGAUUAAAUACAACGGGCAAUAGGAGUAUUGCAUUUAAAUAUUUGUUUAGGAAAAAAGCGGACGUGAUCUGUAUUCAAGAAACUCACUGGCAGACUGGUUAAAUCCCAAGCUAUGGUAAUAUUAUUAUUCUAAUGGUGAUGCCACUUAUGCAAAAAGUAAAACAAAGAGUAUCCAUAAUCUUUAACAAAAGUUUACUAUUAAAAGAAGAGAUUUUUAUAAAAGAUAAGGAAGGUCAGUAUAUCUUAUGGACAGGCCUAAUUAAUUCUCCAAAGUAUACAAUCUUAAAUAUCUAUGCUCCUAAUAAGGGACAAAUCACAUUUAUUAGUCAUACUUUGAAAAUAAUGAAUUUUUUUUUAAUGGGAUUUAUAGUUCUGUGGUGACUCAAAUAUGGAUAGGAAAUCCAUAGGGGAGGUAAAAGUAGAGUCACGUUUGGCGCAAAACUCUAAAAGAUUUUAUAAACUACUGCUAAAAUAGACUUUACGAUACAUGGAGAACUUUGCACCCAUUAGAGAUUUUUUUUUUUUUAUUUUUUUUUUUCAUGGACAUAAAAUGUAUAUUAGAUUGGCCUAUAUCUUUGUUAGGGGCUGUAUCUCUAAAAUUAAGCAUGCUGAAAUAGGUUCGAUUUUAUAUGGUCUGUCCAUGGCCUUGUGGGAACGACAUUGGGCAGUGGUGCCCAGAUAAGAAGUAAUAGAUCAUGGAGAAUGGAUAUAGAAUUUGAAGGAUCCAGAAAUCUUAGAAAAGUUAAAAGAAGCGAGUUCAUUCGUCAUCAAACGAUGGCUUGAUAAAUUUAAAAGUAAGUUGUUUUUUUUUCAUAAAGCAGACAUAAGAGGGUUAAUGAUAAAAUGGCAGGCAUAUAGAAAGAAACAGAGGUAAAUCUUUAAGAGAGCUACACAUAGAGUUUACUCUGUUAAAUAGAGAGAACAAAAAAUUCCCAAAAGAGAUAACGAUAACUUAAAUUCGAGAGAGACAAUUACAAAUAAAGAGAAUACAGCAGUAUUAAGUCCACAUGGGCCUUACAACAAAGGUUAUUUUACGGAGGUAAUAGGGCAGAUAAAUUGAUGGCAAACAAGUUAUUAUAAAAUAGCAUAUCUAUUCUAUUUUUCGUUUUAGAGUGCUUUUCUAUCCAAAGUGAUAUAGCUACAUGUUUUGAGAAUUAAGAGCUCUAUAAUUUUAACUCAAAAAAGACAGAAAUUAAAAAAAAAAAAAAAAAAUGAAAAUCGUGUAAUUUCUGGAUAAAAUCAAUCUUCCAAAAAUCUUACAAGCAGAGAUGGCAACCUUAAACAAAGAUAACAGAACAAGAAGUUAGAUGGGCAGUCUCAAAAUUUAAACUGGGCUCAGCACCAGGGCCUGAUGGUUUAAUUAAUCAAUAUUAUUUACAAUGUCAAGAGGAGAUCUCUAAAUAUUUGUGUGAAACAUUAAAUUAAAUCAAGAAAGCAGGCCGGACUCACUCAGAGUUGUUAGAAGCACAAAUAAUGAUACCAAAAACUAAUAAACAAAUUCCAGAAUCUAGUGCUUUUUAGACCGAUCUCUGCUUAAUGUGGAUGCAAAGAUCUAUACAAAGAUCUUAGCGGAAAGAUUAAAUCGUAGUAUCCACAAGCUGAUUGCUCUGGAUCAAACUGGUUUUAUUUAGGGGAGAUUGGGUCCUGACAAUAUUAGGAAACUUCUAAAUAUAUUUUCAGUUGUAAAACCUAAAAAAGAAGCCAUUUUUGUGGAUUGGGACUUUAUGAACCUCACCCUGUCAAAGUAUGGUUUAGGUGAGUUUGCCUCUAAGGCAAUAGCUGCUUUGUAUGUUUCUCCAUCAGCAAGGGUGACUGGCCAAAAUUUUUGUUCACGAAGAUUUCUUAUUUCAAAUGGCACCAGGCAAGGAUGCCAGUUAUCCUCAUUGGUGUUUGCUUUACUUAUUGAACCACUGACAAUUGCGAUAAGGGAGUCCGAGAAAAUAAGAGGGAUUGAGAUAAAUCAGAAACAUGUUAUUGUUUUACAUGCGGACGAUUUAGUAAUUACAAUGGAAAAGCCAGAAAAUUCAUUAAAAGCCCUUCAAGAAAUUAUUGCAGAGUAUAGCGAAAUUUCUAAUAUUAAAUAUGAAGAAAUCUGAAGCUAUGACUUUUAAUAUAGGGAAGAUUAGAAAAGACUUAAUGGCAGAAACCUAUCCAUUCAAAUGGCAACAAUCAAUAACCCAUCUAGGAAUAACUUUGUUUUCUAAGAUGAAUAAAACAAUUAAAGUUAACUAUCAAACAGUUUAUGCCAAGUGGAAAAAUCUAAAUAUUUCUUGGUUAGGAAGAAUUUCAGCUAUCAAGAUGACAAUGACCUAAGAUCACUUAUAUUAUGUGGUGUAUCCCAGUGCAAUGUCCCAUGCAUAUGAUUAAUCAGAUACAGAGUGAUAGAUGUAUCUAUUCACCAGAAUAAAAAGAUGCGGAUUAAAAGACCAGUUAUGGUUAAGAAAUUCUGCAGAGGAGGAACGGCUUAUCCCGUUCACAUUAAGAAAUAUCAAGAAGCUACCUUACUAGAUCAUAUGUUGUUAUGGGUGGAGGAGGAAAAAGUAACAACUGGGCAGAUAGAAAAAGCUUUUCUUAAAGAUGAGAAUUUAAAUUCAAUUAUCUCAAGUAUUACCUAGCAGUAAAGUGAAUAAUAAAAAUUCGGUAAUAUGGAAAAGUGCAAUGAGUUGGUCUAAAUUGAAUAGUAAAUAUACUCUUAUUCUGUUUCCGAGUUUGAUUACUCAAAUUUCAUGGCUGCAGAAGUGUUCCUUUCCCUUUUGCUUGAGUUAUUGGAAGGAUGUAAAUAUCUGAGUGACCUAUGUCAAUAAUUUUGUACAAUUUGAUUAUUUACAGAGCAAUUUUAAAAUUGCAUCUAGGUUUUGGUUGGAUUAUAAUAGUCUGAGAACUAGAAUAUUAUCCUCUAGUUUUCAUUUGAAAGGGACUAGACAAAUGACCGCUUGCAAAAAGUUAAUGUUCAACAAAUCUCAUCUGGUAUCAAAAUGCUUUAGUAUAAUAAGAGAUGGGGAUCAGGAUUCUGAACCUUUAAAUAUCAGACUAUGGGAAGAACAGUUGUAUCAAUCUUGGCCAAUGGAAACUUGGUUGGGAGCAGUGUCAAUAACGGAUAACUUGAUUAAAUUUGUGACAUAUAGGGAGACCUAUCUUAAAAUAUGGAAUAGAUGGUAUUUAACCCCGAUCAAGCUAUGGAAAAAAGACUAUGCAUAGAUAUUGCUGGAGAGGCUGUAAUCAAAUUGGCUCAGCUUUACAAAUGUGGUGGUCUUGUUCCCUUCAAAUGUAUUGGAAGGAGGUUGGGGCUUGGAUAUCUCCAAUAGUAGGGGGAAAGGUUAAAAUGGGCCCAGAAUUAGCCCUGUUUUAUUUCCUCCCUAAUGUUACAAAGGAAGUAAAAAGUUUUACUCCAUUCCCUAAUGAUAGCUAAAUGGCUGAUAGCAUUAAAUUGGAAGGGAGAAAAAAUGCUGAUAUGGUCAGACAUAGGAGCUAUCAUGCAGAGAAACAGAGCAUUAGAAUGGAAUGAUGGAUCUGUAGGGGCAUUUAAGGUCCCAAAGUAGAUGGGUGGUAUGGGAUAAUUACUGCUUAAACCCUGGUCAAUGCGUUUCAUAGACUGUAAUCUCCUCAGCCCCCUCCCUUGACUCUCGGAACAGCGAAUGGUGCGCGUGUUAGAAAAUUGAGAAUUGACGUUUUAGGCGUAUUUUCAUUAUUUACAGGUAGAUAGUCUGGGUCUUUUUUCUGGUAGGCAGACUAAAUUAAAGGUAUUGAGUAUCUUUCAAAACCUUGACAUUUGUGAAUAGAAGUUAGAAAACAGUAGAACUCAAACUCAAAUAUAAAGUCAAUACUUAAAGUUGAAAUUUUAUAUUUAUGUAUCUGUGUUUUGUCUUUUUUUUUUUUGCAAGAGUGGACAAAAGAGAAAAAGGAAGACUCAAUUAAAUGGAAUCUUAAUGAUCGAGAUUGUACUGUAUAUAAAAAAUUUUUUAUGUAAUUGUACGCUGUAAAAAUGAUAAAACAAAGUAUAAAUGAUUGUAUGUAUUUAUGUAAAAAAUCAAAUUUUUUACAAACGCAAAAAAGUUAAGACUUUUUCUCCCAUUUCCUUUAAAAUAACAUUUUGAGCUGUCUUUUAAGAAUGUAAUGUGGUUUACUGAUAGUUACUGAUUUUGUGAUGUUAUCUUAUAGCACAGAUGAAGCAGAUACACAUUGAACCUGCUGCCUCCCGUAUGGAGGAGGCUUUUGGCUGUGCUGUGGAAAACCGCUUCAACCGCCUUCUGGAUGAUGAAACCGACCCACUAGAGUUCCUUCAGAAAGCAGCAGAGGAGAAGAGUCGCCGCAAAAAGAAACAAACUGUUGCAAAAAAUGAUGGCAAGAAGGAAUCUCAGAGAGACAGGAAGGCUCAAUUUGCUGGAACAAACACAGAGGUCCAGAAUAAACAAACAGGUUUGCACAAUGAUAUGCAAUUACAGUGCCUAUAUGGAAUUUACCUUCUGUAUUUAUAAUCUCACUGAAGAGGUUUUGUCUGGGCAUUAAUGUACAAAUUUAGUAGGCUAGAAGCAGUCAGCUGAUGCCCUCUGCCAAUUACAGCCACCAUUGUGGCUAUAUAUUAAUACAGCUAGAAGGAAGUGUGCAAUCUUUGCCUUUGCCAUACCACCAUUUGGGGUGGACUGAGGGUGGUCAAGGAUCUGUGCUUGCCUGUCUGUAGGUAAUGGCAUUGCUAUUCCUAUCCAAUAUAUUAAUACACUAGCCUAGAUUGUAGCUAAUCGCAUCAUUAACAAGAAAAAGUACUCUGGAAGUUUUUUGUUUUUUUUAGUUUAUACAUUUUAUGGUUACAUUGCAAGGUAUGUAAUAUACAGUGGUUGAAACAUAAUUAAGAACAUUGCACAAUAAAAUACUUGAUACAAUUGAACAAGGUUUGUACAUGACUAUUGGUUAUCUAUUACAUGAAAACAAAGUUAUCAGUUAUGGCUUCAUAUUAGUACUUUUGUCACGUUCUUUGACAUUUCCCAUCGUUAUGUUACCGUGGGAAAUAACCAUUGUAAGACACUUCAUGUACCUAGUGGUUCUUCGUUCAAUUUCAAUUGUACACUUUACUCAUCUAUAUGUCAGCCUGGUCAGGAUGGGUUAUCAUAAUCUAUUUGGUGGCUUUCUGUUUGUGGCUCCUACCGGGUGUACUACAUGACUCCAAUGUGUAACCUGUGUUUAACGAUGCUCAAGCGUUUAGGAGAUAAUCAAAGUUGCAUAGCAGUUUUAUCCAGUCUACAAAACAUUAGAAUUGUGGACAAGUUAGUAAAAUAUUGAUGAAGUGUUUGUCUUAAACGACCACUAUAGUGCCAGGAAAACAUACUUUUUCCUGGCACUAUAGUGCCCUGAGGGUGCCCUCACCCUCAUGGUCCCCCUCCCGCCAGGCUCUGGGGAGAGGAAAGGGGUUAAAACAUACCCUUCUCCAGCGCCAGGCGGGGAGUUCUCCGUCUCCAAUCCUCCUCCUCCCUUUCGGCUGAAUGCGCACGCGCGGCAAGAGCUGCGCGCCUUCAGCCGGUCUCAUAGGAAAGUAUUUACAAUGCUUUCCUAUGGACGCUUACGUGUUCUCACUGAUUUUUUUUUUUUUUUUUUUCUCAGUGAGAAUCACGCAAGCGCCUCUAGCGGCUGUCAAUGAGACAGCCACUAGAGGAUUUGAGGGCUGGAUUAACCCAUUAAUAAACAUAGCAGUUUCUCUGAAACUUUUUGUUUAUAAAAAAAAAUGGGUUAACCCUAGCUGGACCUGGCACCCAGACCACUUCAUUAAGCUAGAGUGGUCCUUUAAGGUUUGGGAUUAACUAUUUCAUAUGUUGAGUGUGUGGGAUCCAUUGAGCAGUGAGCUUGUGGAGUGUAUGUAGUGGGUCAGUUGCGUGUACCUAAAUUCCUGCAUUGUCUUGGGGUGUUCUGUCCCAGUGGGUGUCAAAUGGUUCAACUGAACAGUGUGUAGUGUUAGGGUGCGUUCUGGGGUACCUGUAUGAAGUCUGAGUUGGUCGGCAGCCCUGGCUGGAACAUUGGGUUUCUGGUCAGUGGAUAUAGGGGAGAUGGGUAUGGGGAUAUGAGGACAUGUCUUGUAAGCUUCCAGAUGCGGAGCGUGGGGGCUAUAAUAGGAUGAGACUGAGGGGAUAGGAACGUGUGUUCGGUUUUAUGCCAGGGGAUCAUGUGGAUUGGGGUUUGGAAGGAGUUUUCCAAUUCUACCUAUUGUCUUUGGUUGUGCGUUUGCCCAUUCAAAUAUCCUAGUGAGCAUGAUCACUUCAUGGUAAAGGCCUAUGUGUGACAUUCCCAGUCCGCCUUGGCCUUUGAGUUUCGUGAGUGUAUUAAAAGCUAUCCUAGUGUACUUGCUUAUGUAAAUUUGGUGAAUGUGUUUUGAGUUUGGCAAAGAAUUAUUUGGGGAUCUGUAUUGGAAGUGUCUGAGGUACACAAAUUGGUGCUUGUGCCACUUGGCCAAGUCCGUAUCUAUCUUGUGGAGUGGGACGAAAUGUAUGGUAUAAGUGUCAGCUGGUUGCGUGGUAGGUGUAUUCCCAAGUACAUGAUGUCUUUCGUUGCCCACGUGAAGGGAUAUUUCCCCUUCAUUAUGGUCUGUGAUCGUUGGUUUAUUGCUAGGGGUAGAAUCUCACUUUUGGUAAAAUUGACAUGGAAGUUUGAAACAUGUGGCUAAUUCCUCUAAAAGGGGGGUCAUGGAUGUGAUAGAUGUUAGCAUAAAAAGCAGAUCAGCAAAUGCUGAUAUAUUGUAUUCCUCGUUUCUUAUCUGGAAACCUGCAAUGUCCCUGUUGUCCUGUAUUCCUUGAAGGAAGGGUUCCAUCGUUAGUAUGAAUAGGAGAGGGGAUAGGGGACACCCCUGUCUCGUGCCAUUCUGAAUUUUCACGGAGUCUGGCAGUUGUCCAUUAAUCUUAAGUUUAGCUGUGGGGGUGGAGUAAAUGGCAUUAAGCCAGUUGGGCCCAAAGACCAUUGCUUGUAACGUAGUUCUAGGGUUUAUAACGUAUCACUGGGGAUUUUUGUAUGCACCCUUGUGGAUAGGAAGUGUGCAAUGUCUGUCACCUAAGGGGGUGAACGCCUCAGGUUGUAUAGCUCAGAGUAGCAUGUAUGGAAAGCCUCCUUUAUGUCUGGUAGUGUGUGGGAUAGGCCUUAGUCUGGGUGUUUUUCUUUGGCUAUAAAUGUUUGUCUGCUUUGCUUUAAGGAUGAGGCCAAAACACAUCCGCAUUUUCCCCGAGUAGAAGUAGGAGUGUUUUUUUUUUUUUGUACGGAGCAGUUUGCGCUUUACCUGUGUGUUCAAGAGCUGUUGUGGCUCCAUGUGCUUUGUGAGCAGCACCUUGUAAGUUAGAAAGGAGUCCCAUUGGUGAUGAGCUGCCUCCAAAGCCCGUAUAUACUCUGUAAGGGAUUUCAUUUUACUUUCCUUGAAUUUUUUUUUUUUGUUUGGAUGCGAUAGCUAUUAUUAUUCCCCUAAGUACACAUUUGUGCGCUUCCAAGGUUAUCAGAGAAGUAGAGGGGAAGGAGUUUUCCUCAAGUAGUAGUGGAGUGAGCUCUGGAGUUGUUUGGUUACUGUCUGGUCAUUUAGUAACAGGUCAUUCAGUUUCCAUUGGGAUGAUUUUAAGGGUAUGGAGGGGAUUUGAACGGCAAGAGACAGGGACGUAAGGUCUGAACAUGUGAUGGGGAAAUAGGAGCAUGUUACCAGGUGUGUAAACCUGUGGCAGAACAUAUCUAACAUGAGUGUACAAGUCGCUGUGGAGUAGUACGAGUAGUCUUUCAUAGUGGGAUGGCAUAUCCUCCAGCACACACAGCUGUGAUUGAUCUAGGAGGUGGGAGAAAGGUCUGUGCAUUGGGUUUUGCCUAGUGGGUGUUACAGAUGUGGUGUCUAGAGCAGUCCAGUGAUAGGUUAGUUGCCCCCCCCCCCCAAUUAUUAGUAUAACCUCUGCAAAUGUCUGUCCACUCUAAACACUUUUUAAGGGUUUUGCAUUGGCCUGUGUUGGGUAGGUAGAGGUUUACAAAAGUGACAAGUGUGUCCUAUGGUUCCUUUUACAAACCGCCUCCCAGAGUCGUCCUUUUUGGUCUAUGAAUGUAAAAGGCACUUGGGCUGAAAUUAGUAUGGCCACUCCAUGGGUUUUCAGUCACCGAAAUGGCCAAAUUAGACUGUGGGGUACCUACUAUUCCUCAAGUUUGGAUGUAGGCGUAGAUGUAGGAGUUCCUUCAGGAAACCCACGUCGGCUUGCAUUCUGUGUAGCUCUGCGAGGGUCAGGGAGCGUUUUUCAGGGGAAUUUAAUCCCUUCAUAUUGAGUAAGUAUACGUAGGGUAGCCAUUUUUCAACUAUUACAAUCUAGCAGCUGGGCCCCAGUGCAGCGCAGAACCACAGACCUUUUAUGAAUGCAAAUUCAGGUACAAAACAAUUGUUUACAAACAACAAUCCAUGCGUAAUUAAACUGUGUAGAGUUGAGCACCUGGGUCAGGUGCAUGAAAAACCUUCGGUAGUUGUCUCAGGUGAAGUCAAUCAGUCACCCUGAGAACCUAUAGGCUACCGUAGUAUAGGUCAGUAUGACCGAAGUGCAGUAGAGAAGUGGUAAAGGUAUGCAUUCGCAUACGCCUAUAUAUUCAAGUGCACUUGAAUGUGUGAAGUGGGUGGGUGGGGGUGACCAGAAGCUGUCAAUCACAGGUGGAGAAGGGGGGUACAGUUGUUCACUUUCCUUUCUGGUGUGAAUCUCGCUUGGCAUGUAAAGUAUAGCUUUGUGGCCGAGUUGUUAUAUGGGGCCCCAGACCCAAGAUAACCGGACCUUACAUUCUAGUCAUCAAGUGCUUACAUGGUGUCAAUUUGGGAUAUUGUAACGGUGUCUGCUCCCCCAAGGUUGAGUUACAUGAGUAGAGACUGCAAUUGUCACCUUUUGGCCUUUGCGGGGGUGUCAUAUAGUACGGGAGGGGGGUAUGUGGAAUCACUGGCUACUCCUAUAUGGACUGGUUUUCUCUUCCUCUUUCUGUUGUCCUGUAGCUUAUAGCUUAGCUGUGGGCAAAGGCUCAAGCGGCAUAACCCGUGCCUAUUGUGACUUUCUAACGUAAACUUAUUGACCCCUCGGUAUAUACUGUAUUGUUAAACAGUGUUUUGUGUAAGGUUUGGAAUCUCUUUGGUGUUCCAAAUGCCCUCUAGACAUGGGUAAUUUCUAAUCAGAAGUUGUAAUUGGGGACAUAUAACAUAACCGGAUUAUUUCAUAUUACCCACCCUUGCGAGGGUCUUCUGUAGCAUCAAGUGUCUCUUGUUGCGCUUAGUUAUAGAAAGUCUCGGUAAUGGAAGAGGCAGUGUCCGCUAGUAUCCCAGUGAUAGCCCUUGUUUUAUCCAAGAAUGCGCUGUAUUAGCCCUGCUGUGGCUCAGUCAAUAUGUGCUUGACUUUCGUGGGCCGUUCACAAAACUUUAGAUAUUAUAUACGUGUCCCUUGUGGUCUGUCCGCAUAAAGAUCUGUUAGUGGGUAAAAGUGGUAGUAUCCUUGUGGUGCGGUCUGCAAGUAGGCAGGGAGGUCUAGUGGUUCACUGUCGCCUUGUCAAUGACUGCUUUGCCUCUGAAGUGCCUUCCAUGGCAUCCGUAUGUCUUUUCCUCGUCUCCUGUUGCCAGUGUGGACGUUGGGGUAAUUGAGGUGGGCCAUACCAGUCGCUAAUGUGCCAUGGUGAGGUCCAGAGCCCUUUGGAAUACUGGAACGUCUUGUAUGGUAUUUAUGCUGUGCAGGUUUCCUUUAAAUGUGGUGCUUAGUGCGAACUGGAAUCCCCACCUGUAUCUGACGUUUCUUACCCUCAGUUGGUCUGAUGGGUUUUAAAGAUCGCCUGGCUUGCAGCGUGAGCCGUGAGAGGUCUGGAUAUGUUGAUUGGGUCACUAUGAAACCGCAAUGGUUGAUUUGAAUUCCGUAGAGCUGCCAGAAUAUCCUCUUUGCACCUGUAAUAGUGAAGCCUGCAGAUUAAAUCUCUGGAUCUGUCAGUUGAGAGGCUUCUGUGUCUCAAGGCUCUGUGGGCCCUGUCCAUUAGUAUAGGUGAAUCAAGUUCUCUGUCCAAAAUUAAAGUGCUCUGGGAGCACUUUGAUCAAGAGGACAUACCCACUUUCAGGGAGUCCCCUUAUCCUGAGGUUCUUCGUUCUCUUGCUAUUAUCUAAAUCAUCCGUUGAGCAUUGCAUAGCUGCUAGCUGGGAUGUGUGGUCCUUAACUGUCUCCUGGAGGGAUUGCAUCUGUGUAUUACAUCCCUGUCAUCAUCCAGUGACCCUAUUCUGACUCCCAUGUGGUGGAAGUUGGUGCCAAUGGCGUCUAGCUUGCCCUGGAAAGACUUCUCUAAUUUACCCGGCUUAUUGCGAAGGAGAUCUCUCACCUCCAUGUCAGCAGGCAUGCUGGAUGUUUACAAUUCUCCCGACUUGAUGACGGUGAGGCGAGUCCGGCGCCAUGUUUGGGACUACCAGGCCAGGUUGCUGCUCUGUGGUGUCACGGAAAUAUUUUGUCAGGGCUCCAGAUUUACCUGCCGGUUGUCUUGCCAGAGGUGUGAGGAGUAGAUGCAGACAGUUUAGGGUGUCCCAUAGGGAGUUUUUUUUUUGUUUGUUUUUUUUGCCUGAUACACACGAAUUCAAAACUCUAAGAGGAGCUCGUUUAGCUUUCGGCCAUUCUGUUCCGUGGUUGGCUCCGUCCCCAGUACUCUGGAAGUUGCUGAUUGUUUAUGAAAAUCCUACUGUAAUGUCUUGCAUUAUAGUUUUUUGUGUGUGUGUGUGUGUGUGUGUAAAUUUGCCAAGACAACAGCAGUAACACAUUAUAAUCUGAACCCUCAAACCAGAGGGGUAACUAGAAUCCACCAGACCCCAUAGGAGGGGGCUUUUGGGCCCCCUCCUAUGUAUCGUGUUCCCCUGUCCCCACUUUCCUGGCGUCUGGUGCCCCCCGUCCCCACUUUCCUGGCGUCUGGUGCCCCCCCGUCCCCACUUUCCUGGCGUCUGGUGCCCCCCCGUCCCCACUUCUGGUGCCCCCCCGUCCCCACUUUCCUGGCGUCUGGUGCCCCCCCGUCCCCACUUUCCUGGCGUCUGGUGCUUUGAUCAUCCCCAGUUUCUACCUUUGCUAUAUAUUUUUAUUUACAUAAUUGCAGCUUAUUGCAAAUUUGUUACAAUACUCUUCUUCCUGUACUUUUAUAAGAGAGUAACUCUUUAUGUAUCUAAUUAUUCUGAUAGCAAGCGUAUUUUUUUGGAUAUGGCUGUAAAAUUACAACCAAGUACAUUCUAAAUGGAUAGCACUUGAGAGCAAUUGGUUCUCCCUUUUAAUUACACUUAUCAGUGUUUCUCACUAUUCACUUGUCUCUUUUUUUUUUUUUGCAAAAGAAUAUUUUCACUGUUUCAUAAACUGCAGUUUUGGACUUCCGCAGUGGACCAAAAUUUUGAACUCCUAUCCAACACUUUUUUUUUUUUUUUUAAUGAAUUGAACUUGACGGUGAAAUUGUUUACAAUUUACACUUCUGUUAAUCCAUAUUUUUCAUUCUUGAAUAAAAAAACUCUUCAAAAUCCAUUCAUAAGACAAACAAGAACAUUUUCUGAUAUAAAUUUUUAGUCUGAUCAAUGUAACUUGUGACGGUCAACGAACACAAAAUGCUUUUGUGCAUACAACAUACCUACCGCACCCUGGAAUCACUAAAUGAGAAAGUCAGCAGGGAGGGAUAAAACCAGUUAAACAAACUCAGAAAGGUGGGACAAUACUCGCCUAUGUGAAGACACGGAGGCUCAUAUUGCAAGUUUAAAGCUGACCAACAACCUGCGAAAAUGUGAGGGACCGGCCGAAAAUAAAAUUUACGCGACCAGUCAGCCAUCCCCAUCAAUUCUUCCAGACGUGCGCCUGAAGCCACCAUAGACAUGGCUGACUCACCACGAGAAGAAUGGGCACCAAAAACAGACGUAUCCACUUUGUCCAGCAAGCCAAGGUAAUACUGGAGAAAACUGUUUGCGAAUAGAGAUAAAUAGUUGCAGAGAUGAUACAGAACGAUGCACACUGGUCCAAAACUCAUACUCACGCAAACAAGAAACAGGACACCAAGCCGGAUACGAGACAGACUGAAUAGCAGUCUUAGUAUGUCUGGAGAUGUUAAAGGUCACCCCAUCCAGAGUGAAGGACCGUGCAUAGUAAGCCAGGGCACGGACAUCCGAAACCAGCAACCGUCAAAACCUUCAUGAGCCGAAGAAAUGGCCAACCUGUACAAAUCGUGCAAUACGAUGUAAGGAAUUGAAGGAUUGCAGUCACAGGUGCUGAAAGGUUCCUAGCCAGGCACCAUCCAGCCAAAGCUCGCCAAUCGAUUCCACAUGACCAUCUAGUGCCAGGCGAACACCCCCACAUCCAAUCUCCAGUCGCUGCUGUCCAAAAGAUGGUGUGAAUUUUGCGGAGUCCCAGGAGGUACUCCGCUUGGACCACCUAAUCCCUGGCCAAGCAAUGCUUCCAAAAGUUGUCUCGUCGUUGCUGGAGGGCAUGGUAGUGAAGAGGAGCCGGGAACACUGCUUGGAUUGAGGAUGCCAGCAGGCCUAUGAUCUGUGCCAGAUAGCAUAGGAUUAUCUAAGGGCCUAACUUCUUGUGGAUGGUCCAAAUCCUGGACAUUGGAAGGCUCCGUGACUCCGCUCUGGAGUCUACGGUGAAGCCAAGGAACUCCAUGCAUCUCCCAGUUGAGGAAACCCAGACGAGAGAGGUCUAUCGUCCAUUGCAGGUGCCGUAGGAGGAUGGAGUGAUCCUGUGCAAUGAUCAGGAUGUCGUCUAGACAAUCAGACACACGCCCAAACUGAGUAACCAAGCCAUGGCCGGGCGCCAUAGGUUUGUGAAGCACCAAGGUGCGAAGAGAGCCAAAAAGGAAGACCUGUAAAGGGCCAAGUGUCGCCCUUCCAAAGGAAAUGCAAUAAGUCUUUGGACGUCUCUGCCACAGAGACCGUCAAGUACGCGUCCUUCGCAUCCAGUUUAGCAAUCUCAUCGUUACGAAGGAGUAAGUCCCGCAGAAGGUGGAUGCCCUCCAUCUUGAAGUGGCACUAGCGCACAAAGGCAUUGAGGGGACCGAUUGAUCAUGGGGCGCAUGUGCCCGCUUUUCUCGAAGAGUCGACAAUUCUGUCUAUCCACUCAUGUAGGGAGAAUGAGAUCGGGCGAGGUGGAGGGAUGUGGCAAGGAGAACAGACCAACUCUAUGUGGAAACCCUGAACAGUGGCCAGAACCCAAGCUUCGGAGGUUAUGGCUGACCAAGCUGGGAAGAAAAGGAGUCUGCCCCUACACAAACAUGAGGCAGAUGUAAGCUUACCUUAAAGGCGUCUGGAAACGGCGUUUCCUCUGGACUUCAUGGUCCUCCACGUGAAGGGAAGAGGGUGGAUCGGCCUCUUGCCACCUGAUAGUGGUGUUGCUGGAUAUAGGAGCUUCAUCCCAAGCCACGGGAGUUGUAGUAGUUACGGCCAGACAGACGACCCCUGAAUCUGCUGGACCUGGCAGAGACCCGCCCCUGAAAUACCCUCUUCAUGGAGGAUUGAGCUUUAUCAAGGGCAGUAAAAGCUCCAAGAAAACGCCCCAGGUCUUUUUAUAAAGAAGUUCCCAAACAAGAGGCCUUGGGCAUCCUUGCACACCUUGCUGAGGGGCCAGUUUUGGCUUUUUUUUUUUGAGUGGCUUUACACCGUUCUGUAGACAGGGAGGUAGUAACAGUGCCCGCAAUACAGAUGGCCCUCUGCACCCAACCACAGAGCUAUUCUGGGUCAACCUGUCUGUCAUCAGCUCUGGCAUCUUCUGCUAGGUCAAAGAGCUUCGCCAAAGGAACCAAACAGUCCAAAUGUUUAUCUUGGCACAACUUUAGUGCUGAAUUCAAACUUACAAGGGUUUCAUCCCAAUUUGGUCAUUUAAAGGUCAAUAACCGGGGUCUCAGACUUUAUUGGGCACCAAAGGCCAUGGGCAUUCAGCCCUAAGCUUACUCUGGGCUGCCUUGCUGAGCCGUACCCAGUUCUCCAGGUAACAUGCAACAUGGUCCACUGGGAGCAAGUUAGCCGACCGAGUGAUAUCAUUCGGGUCGAACAUAGGUUUACCAGACGGAUCCUGGAGAGUGGAGCCUGCUGUAACGGGGGAGUGAAUUCGAGAACCACUCUUUGCCACCUCUGACUGAGGUCAAAAGGUCAAUGCCCUGCCCAAAGGAUUAAUAUUUCUUGGAAUAUUUCAAGAGUGGUUUAUGUAUGAGUUUUUAGAUUGUAUUUUAUUUAUUUAGGUUGUUUGGAAAUAAACGGUUACGUGAAAAAUUUACUUGAUUCAUUUUCGGUUUCCUUGUCUGAGUAUGUGUGUAUUUAAAGCUACAGGAUUGGUAAUUUUUUGCAUGCCUAUCUAGCGCUUUCUAGUGUAGCUUUGUGAUAUCUACUUUUCCACUUUUUCUUUUUAAAUAAAAAUGUGCAGCAUACUUAUUGAAUCGAUACCUUCUCACUAUGAGAUCUCCCUGUUUUGCACAUAUUGGAGUGAUCUUCUUGCUCUUUUGACAUCUCAUUUUUAGAAGUACAUUUGUCCUGUUAUAUUAUAUCAAUAGAUAUUUGUGUAGUAAUUUGUGAAACUGCACGACAAAAAGUGCAUGUAUAUAUGCUUUUUGAAUAUUCAGGGUUUUUGUGGAUUUUUGUUUAAUUUUUUAAUUAGGUUUUAUUCCAUUGCCAAUCCUCCCAUGACGAAGUCAUUCCGGAUUAUCUGUGGUUCAAACCAGUAUUUCCCAUAGAAGCAUUGUGGAUAUUCUGCACACUGCUGUGCCUUGCCAGUUUAGAUUUUUCUAGAAGAAGCCAUGUUGGGUGUAAUGUUAUAUGCAAUGACAUUGACCAUUAAGGGCUUUGAAACUUUGUUCUCUUAAGGAGCAAGUUCCUCUAGUGGCUGUCCCUUACACUGACAUUUGUCUGAAUAAAGGGAGUACAAAAAUAGUGUACGAACAUGUAUUAUAAACCACUACCUUACCAUUGUGCAUUUGGUAAAUUGUAGAAUUAAUUUUUCAUUUAAAUUUUUCCUUGUCUAGGCCAGAAACAACCCCCCAAACCACAGCAAAGCGGAAAUCCUGCUGUGAAAACUUACAAACCAAAAACUGAGCAAAAGCCUUUUGAAGAUAUGUAUCAUUGUGUUGUAGAGAACCCAACAGAGCAUGACAUAGAAUAGUAAGUAAGCAGAUGUUGUAUAAAUGUUAAGUUCCCUGGCAGGUUUUGAAAGAAGCUAUUAAGGUUUGUACUAGCACCUCACUGCUGGCUCUGGUGUUAUGCCUCUUCUGCUUUCUCAAAUCACAUAUCAAGGACAACUUCACUAGACUGCAGAAUUGUCUUCGUACUUGUAGUUCAAUCACAGUACCUAUAGCCAUGUUUUGUGUUGUGAUCUUUUGUCAUAAUGCCUAUACAUUGUUGUGGGAAGGCCAAAAUGUUUUAUUAAAAAAAUUUUUAAAAAUUGAAAUCUCCAAACAAUCCUUAAUGUCUGUACACUCCUUAUUAGUACAUCACACUGCACGCCAAUCUUCUUAAAAAAGCUGCAUUUGCAAAAAAGGAAAAAUAAAACCUUGAAAUGCAAGCAAUUGCCUAGAACUGUUCUCAUAUGCACUAAUCCAAUAUUGUGUAGGAUGUGAAGGUUGAUUGCAACCUGCUCUCUGAUCCUAACCGGUCAGAAUAUGUAGGGAUGCACCAAAAUUAAAAUUCUUGGCUGAAACCAAAAAUUCAUGAUUCCGUUGGCCGAAAACCAAAACAGAAUUAUUUUUUGUCUUUUCAAAUGAUUUUAAAAUAUCUUUUUAUAAUUUUAUUGAUUCAAUAACUGCACAUAUGGAAAUUUAAAAGUUUACACUUGUAAUUGGGGAAUGUGGCAAACCCAUACCAGGAGGAAGUCCCCAACUGUCCCCAUGCCCACCUCCCCACAAACCAAACCUAUAUCUAGCCUAAGGCCCAUAGUCUGUUAUUAGGAGGCUGAAAUCAGAAGUCAAAGUACUGAAAAACCUUUUCCCUGAUUUACAACAGUGUUAUGGUAGUGUUGCUUUAGGGAAGACUCUAGGCACCAUAACCAGUACAGCACGCCGCAGUGGUAAUGAAGCAAAGAGUCCCAGGGCAUCAACCGCAGGUAACCUGUCAAAGAAUUUAGUAAUGGACAGUGCCAUUUGAACACAUCCCUGUAGUGGUUAAGGUGUCUGCUUUCCCUUUAAUAAAAUUUAGUGCACCAAAUAUAUUCACUACUUUGGCUAUCUCUUGGAGAUCAUUCACUAAAUGGCAACCUGAAUUAAACUGAAAACCAGAUUUGCUAAAUUUAGGCUAAAUUAGCCAAGAUGUGACUGUUCAAAUUAAAUAUUACAAUUUGGUUUUAAAUACACUGAGUAAGCUCCUUGUAAAAUUGCAGAUGAAGAAAAAUAGACCCGAAGUGUAAAGGGCCAUGAUUUAAGGGUCCGAACCUUCCAUUGCCAUGGAAACUGGAAGUCCGCCACCUAUUAGUCAUUUAUAAUGUCAAACUAGCCUGGGGAGAGAAACUUAAGUACAGUAGUUUCUUCCUGUCAUGAAUCACCGGCAGAAUAGGCCAGUUUUCAGCCAACCAUUUUGGCAGCCAAAAUUUCGGUGCAUCCCUAAUAUGCAGUAAAUCCCACCAGGAAAAAAAAGUCCAAAGUAUAACAAACUAUGAAACAUUAUAAAAGGAAUUCCCUUCAGCCGUGCUGAAUGCUUGGACCAGCGGUUUCUCAGCACGUGUCAUGCUAGGCAGAAAACCCGUUCAGGGCAUUCCUUCUUACAGAUGCCGUUUUAUCAUUUAUUUCUUUUUUUUUAAUAGACUCAGUUAUACGUUCUUUUUGGAGGGGAAGAGGGGGAUUUACUACAUAUUAUGACAGGCUAGGAUUACAUUUUUCUAAGAAGAUUGGUGUGCAGAGGAAUGUACUACUAAGGUUUGUGUGUGGACAUUUGGGAUCGUUUGGGGAUGAGUUUGACUAAGUCAAGCACCAGGGAUGUGUGUUAAAUUUAAUCAGCAUGAUAUGCAUCGAAUAACUAGCCGAGAUUCCGUGAUAUCGUAGCUGCGGCAAUCUGUUUGUUGGCAAAAUGGGCGGUAUCCGAUUCAAUCGUUUCUCUUGCAGCAUAGUAACAGCUAUACAUGUCUUGGUUAUUUUAAUAGCAGGAACCAGGUAAGAGACAAACUAUUGUAAAUCAAGCUGGUUAUGAAGCUUAAAGGAACACUAUAGUCACCUAAAUUACUUUAGCUUAAUGAAUAAAGCAGUUUUAGUGUAUAGAUCAUUCCCCUGCAAUUUCACUGCUCAAUUCACUGUCAUUUAGGAGUUAAAUCACUUUGUUUCUGUUUAUGCAGCCCUAGCCACACCUCCCCUGGCUAUAAUUGACAGAGCCUGCAUGAAAAAACUGAUUUCACUAUCAAACAGAUGUAAUUUACCUUAAAUAAUUGUAUCUCAAUCUCUAAAUUGAACUUUAAUCACAUACAGGAGGCUCUUGCAGGGUCUAGCAAGCUAUUAACAUAGCAGGGGAUAAGAAAAUCUUAAUUAAACAGAACUUGCAAUAAAGAAAGCCUAAAUAGGUCUCUCUUUACAGGAAGUGUUUAUGGAACGCUGUGCAAGUCACAUGCAGAGAGGUGUGACUAGAGUUCAUAAACAAAGGGAUUUAACUCCUAAAUGGCAGAGAAUUGAGCAGUGAGGCUGCAGGGGGAUGUUCUAUACACCAAAACUGCUUCAUUAAGCUAAAGUUGUUCAGGUGACUAGUGUCCCUAUAAAGGGUCACUCCAGACCUAUAAGAAAUGGUAGCUUGAUGAAAAGCAUUGUUUAAAGUUUGUUCUCUUGCCCAGAGCACCUGACUUCACAUUAGGCUGUAUUGGGAAGUUGGUGUUUGGUCAGCCAGUCUGUGUGGGUUAGGAGAGGACUUGCAAAGGCAGCAGACAAGAGAAAUUCAGGCUUUACAAGUGGAUUUUGAUAUAUCCCCAAUGAAAAAAAUACAUAACUAAAUGCAUGCAAGUCUUCAUUUGGGGUAGAUCUACUAAACAGUGAUUUUUGUAUUUGGGCGGUGGAGUGUCCCUUUAAAUAUUCCGCAAUUAAUUUGCUGUCACAAUACAUGCAAAAACAAACCUAGCCCCUUUCUUUUCCAUAACUCAAGGAUGUUCAUACAAAUUUUAUGUACGGAUGGUUUGGUUUGUUUUUGUUUUUUUUUUUCUUUGUUUUUUUUUUUUUUUUUGCAGACGCAUGGAGACUGUAGACAAAGAAAAACUUGUGAAAAACUGGCUUUCUAACAGGGGAGGAACAAGAGGAAAAGGCAGAGGUGGCUUCUCAAGAAACACAGAACAGGAUAAUCAAAGAGGGAAAAGAGAAUUUGAAAGGCACAGUGGUAGUGGCCGCGGGUCUGUAUAUCAAACUACUCUGUUCAGUAUUUAUGUGAAUCUUUUCUUUGCAAAUAAGUUAUUUUCUAUUAAUGCUGGAAGCCACUCACCAAGAACUUUGUAUGUGUGUGAGCAUUAGAUGGUCAUAAAGCAGUUUUGUUUGUGGUUUUUUUUUUGUAUUGCCUAGUUUGCUAUUGCAAUGUGUUGUCGCUUCCAUACUUGAUUUUCACCAGUUUAUCUUAAUCUUCCAACCUGUAUCUAUCACUAGGGCAUGACAAUCGCUUAAAGGUGCAAAUUACUUUGUACAUUAUGUAAAAAAGCCUUGAAAAUAAACUGUAGACUUAAUACCAGAUGUCUUGUCUGCAGAGGUUUAAGAGCUGAAGACAAACGAGGUGGCAGUGGAAGUCAUAACUGGGGUUCAAUUCAAGAUGAAUACAGGUAAACCUAUUUAAGACUAAGUAAAUAUGGAAGUAUCAUAGAAAAAUAUGGAAAUCAAUGGACUUGGUCCAUUAACAGACAUAUGUAGAUUGUAGAAUGAUCUGUUUUGGUUCUGGAACAUGCUCUAAAGGGCUAUUCACUAAAAAUUUGAAUUUCAAAUUUAGGGCCAGAGUAACUUAUCUGAAGCUUUGCUGACUUAUAAAAAUGCAGUGCCCUUGCAUUUAUGUCACAAUUAACUUCUCAUAACUGGCUUGUAACUCAACUUACAUCGCCUAUGCACUGUAUGUGACUGACGCUGCCAGUGACGUAAUUGGUAAACUAUAUCAUGCAGAGGGAACAAAUAAGCUAAGGCUGCUUUUAAAGAAGAUCUUAAUCUUUUAAAAUUGCACUGUCACCUCCCCCUCCCUUCCCUCAAAGCUUGUUUCAUAAAGAUCUAUAUAAAGUACUCAAAGUUGACUGCUUUGGAAUUUUAUUGAAAUUACAACACUGUCAUGUUAGAGCAAAGUAGUCCCUACUUUGUCUUAAGUAUUUUUCCUCCACUUGACAAAAGGCAAGUGAAGUUUUCUGUUGACAGCUGAAGGGAAAAAGCGCAUUGUCUAUGGAGGAUCUCACUGGAAUCUCCAUAGAUAUCAUUGUAUGUUCGCGCAUGCACGAGUACAAUGGCAUUUGAAGUGACAGGAACGGAAGAGGACAGUCAGAAAAAAUAUGGUGUCUUUAGUACUAGAUACAUGAUUUCCUUGGGAAAUCCAAUUAGAUUUUUUUGUAGGUUACUGUAUAUUGCGCCCUCACCUCUUGAGGUCUUAUCUGGGGAUGGUUUGAAUACAGUUGAAGUGAAUUAAAAUUGUUUAGAAUGGAAAGUUCUGCAAUGUAACUGAACCUUGUUGUUAGUGCUGUAGUAUCUGCUCCAGUGGAAGAAUACUCUGAAAACCACGAGCCUCUUGAACUCUUGGAGGAAGAAAAUGUCAAGUAAGUGAAAUGAAAGCUUGUGACUGUCAAUGACCGACAUAAACAAGACUGUGUAUAUGGGUGUUUGUAUGUUAACUUCUAUAGGCUUGUAAUGUAUAAAGUUUAACGUGAUUUCAAUAGGAAAUGGUAAAAAAAUAUAACCGCCUGACUCAAUGUGGGGAUAACCCGGUUAUCCUGGUCACUUGUUCACUUGUUUCUUGAUUUAGACUGCAAGUUUCCACAUAAGUUUAUGGUGAUCAGCCUGUAAUUGCGGGACGUUGGAUGCAGCUCUACCCAUGUGUACCCAGCCACUACAUGGGAGGCAAUACUUACACUGUGAAAACACCCUACUUGCCUUAUCAAGGAGCGGAUAAAACGACCCUUAACAUGCCCAGGUGCAUCGAGAGAAUUCCCGACAGGCAGUGGGCAUCAUGGUUACCAGACUGUCUUGGGUCGGACAGAAGUGACCUCUACCUCUAGGAGAUCAGGAGACCUGGACGGUGUAGCUUCCCAUUGCUGUGAGCCUGGCUGGUCUUUGGGGGGGCUGAGCCGGGCAGUAUGGACUAUGUUUAGAAGUGGCCAGCGAUAAAGGGGGACCUACGGAGGCACCAUGUCUGAUUUACCGAGACUAUACUGGAACAGUGGAGAUACAGAGGCCGUCCGGUUGGUGGACUCUAGGAGAGGGGUCUCAUGAACUGGGGGGUACCUCGAGUGCCCGCUGUACAGAGAAGCUCAUGGUGGGGGGCCUUUACCUGGAGUCAGGUGUUGGUGCAUAUGUUGGCACCCACGGGUGCCUGAUAUUGGUGCAGUGGGUAUGGCCCUACAGGGGCUUCACAUUACUCCUCACUCUCACAUGGGAACAGGGGCAUGAGGGAAGGCAUAAGACAUUCUCAGACAGGGAUGGCUCCCACCUAAGGCAGACCGUUAUUUUUAUUUUAUUUCCUUAAUCACGUAUUUAGUUUUUCUUUUAACAUAUAUAACCUGGCCGCACGUUCUUGGCCCAAGAUCUCUGGGGUUCACAAGAGGACCUAACUAGGGAUAUUCACGUUGGGCCCUAUCCCACAGGCCCCUGAACACACUCUGGGGCACCCUUUCCCUUUUUACCAUUUUAUUUUACCACAUCACAAACCUAACAUAGUCUGGGCUGUGGAUCCAUAACCCCAGCAGCAGAAUGGGGUAGACCAUACAGCCUAGUUAAUGACACAGUUUUUGUCACACAACAAAUCAUCAAUAACAAUGGGCCCCCAGCUGGCGACUAACAUACGAGCUGCCCAUGCGCUGUAUCCUUCUUGCACGUUAAGGCACAAUGUUCAUAGCUGUAACCCUGUAUAUUGAUUUUAGUUCUUUGUAUUACACCCUUCUUAUUUUUAGGAAAAACACACAGGAAAUAGGAUAGAACAAAUGAAAAUUAACAACCAGACCUACAUAAGCAAUCCACUGUAUACUGACACUCGCCUUUAAGGCAAACUUGAAAUUGAACAUAUGACCUAUGCCGCAUUGAGCCCUCGCUAUAGGAUUUUUUCUUAAGUCCAUAUAAUUUGGAUAUCAGAUGGGCCUGAAGCACAGUUGCAACCAUGACUUUUUCUUACAUACUAAAUCCCACAUGAUGCCGUACCGAUUACUAGUUAAAUUUAUAAGGUAUGCAUUUAUAAUUUUGAUGUACUUAUGCUAGUAUUAAUGCAUGUACUUGAAGUUACCACUGAUAGUCCUACAUAUUUAAUUUAUUCGUUAUUUUUGAGUUCAAUGAGCACAUCUUUAUAAAUGUGUCCAUUCAUUAUGCAAUAUUCUUCUGCAUUAUCGAAUGUCAUAUUGUACUGCAAUAAGUUCACACUCCUAACUACAAAUAGAUACGAUCCCUGUAGUGUACUAUAGUGAUGCGUUGUUCUUAAGUUCUGUAAUUACACUAUUGCUACCAUGACUAACUUUACUGCAUUGUAAUACUGCAAUAAUAUUGUACACCAGCUUAUACUGAAACAUGUCCACAUUUCCUACUGUUAAUGUAUGCAAACUGAUGUGAAUAAAAUUCUUUCUUGAAUGAAAAAAAGAAAAUGUAAGAAUGUGAGGUGCUAGGGUAUGAUCAGGAAUAAUUGUGUGGUAAUUUAAUUGAUAUGACAGGCCUAUACGCUCAUAUUACCUCUACAAUCCAUAACCUUUAAGCAUCACAUACUUUACCUUCCCAUGAUAAAGAGAAACUGGGACUCUUGUGGAAUAUAAAACUAAAUCCAAACUUGUCUAGCUGAAUUGGGCAGGGGACAUCUCAAUACGAAGAUUGUAUGGUUUUAACAUCUCAAUUUGUAAUUUGUAUUUCCAUUUCUUUUUGUAGGUGUUGCAUAGCCAAUGUGUAACAAAAUACUUGUGUAACUAUUUUUUUUUUUUUCUUUGCGUUAUGCAGGGUCACAGAAGAACUUCCAGCUGAAGAACUUGCAGAAGAAAUGACACUAGAUGAAUGGAAGUGUAUGCAAGCGCAAAACCGAGCUAGGCCAGAUUUCAACUUGCGUAAACCUGCAUCCUCUGUACCUUCAAAAGCUGUGGUGAUCCACAAGUCUAAAUAUAAAAAUGUAAGCCUAUUCAUUUAAAAACAAAAAUGUCUGUUGGUACUAUAUACUCCUGUAUUUCAGGCCAUUCAACUGACAGAAGAUUUAAAGUGCUAACCCUUGCAUCCAAAAACCGAUAUACCCACACACUUUACUGUUUUAUGUUCUUGUUUGCGCAUGUGCUCUUCCACUAAACAUUUAUUUAAAAAAUAUAUAAUUUUUGUUCUGUAGAAUAUGGAAGAUGAAGGGGAUCUACAGUAUGUCUGUCGCAGGCCUAUCAAUGAUAUCACUGCCCAGUUGGAUAUUAAUUUUGGAAGUCUGUCCCGACCUGGCCGUGGGGGAAGAGGUGGAGGACGUGGGCGUGUACGAAGAGAAGAACCAUUUUCUCAUGCCAUGGAUGAUGUAUGUGCUCAACAUAUUCUAAAUGUAUUUUAUUAUAUAAAUGUGAAACUAUCACUUGACUGUUUUUGAGAAAUGAUUUUUAUAGAAUUUUUAAUAGUAUAAUCAAAAAUGUUUGUCUUGAGUGAAUUGUAUUUUUGCCUGCAACAGCAUUAUACAAAUGGUUAAAUUGAAUCUAUGAAAUUAAAUUAGUGCAGAUAUUUUAGAAUGACACCAAACCACAACGUUCUUAGUGCACUGAUGAAUGUUGCACUGUAUGGCUUGCAUUUAGGCAAAUACAUCAUUCAUUUGUACUUACGGUAAUAGUCCCAGGGAACCUUGCACCUGUUGCAGCCCUUGUGACACCACACCCACCAGGCAAGAGUGUGCACUGUGUAAUGUAGUAAUAACACGGUUUAGAGCAAAUGGUGGUUUGAUCACCUUAAUGAUGCAAAUGUCCAUGCAAGGAAUGUCAGGCUAUCUAAAUCUGUUAAAGUAUAAGUUAGCUUAAUGAAUAAAAAAGUAACCAGUGUUAGGAUAUCUGCUAAAGUACACACAACUUCGGAUUGUCUCAAACUGCAUUAAUAUAAUUUCUAUUUUUCCAUACAGAUAGCGGCAGUACCCAUGCCAGAUUUUCUGUCUCCUCCUGAGGACAGGCAGCAUUGUAACAUUUUCAUUUUUUUAUUGUAUUAUUAGGCCCACCCCCUUUAAGAGAUAAGCAAGGAUAACCCCCAAUAACACCAGUUUUCUUCCUGUCCCCUAAAGGACCAGUUGUAGUCUUUCCCUUUUAUUUUGUCUUUUCAUAUCUGCUGUGGGGCAGUCUGGGUCCCAAGCACACUGGGAAGUUGCUCUAAUCAGGAAUUGAUCUGCAACAGAAUUUACACUAGCUAAGCCUUGUCUCCUGAAAACUUAGAAAGACCCAGCUGCAAACCAGAAUGGGCUGAACACUGGUACAGAAUGGAGUUUCACAGGUGAUGUCAUUGUGUAAAUGUACAAAGAAAUUGCGGCUUCUUCGGGCCAUAUUCUAGCUAAUCCGGGUUAAAAAAAAAUACUGUGACAGCAUGUAAGCCACGUGGUACGGUCUUUAAGCAACAAGUUUAACCGUGGGCACUUAAAGGACCACUAUAUGCACCCAGACCACUUCAGCUCAAUGAAGUGGUCUGGGUACCAGGUCCCUCUAGUUUUAACCCUGCAGCUGAAAACCGUUUCAAAGAAACUGUUUAGACGGAGGGUUAAUCCAGCCUCAAGUGGCUCUCACUGACAGCCACUAGAGGCCGCUUCCACGAUUCUCUGUGAAAAUCGGUGAGAAGACUCUGACGUCCAUAGGAAAGCAUGGCGUAAUGCGCUGAUGUCGGCAGGGGGAGGGUUCUCCCUGCUGGAGGGGGGUAAUGAGGGUGGGGGGAACUAAGGACUACAUGCCAGGAAAACGAGUUUGUUUUCCUGGCACUAUAGUGGUCCUUUAAGCACUUAGUGAGGUGUUUUUGCCAUCCCUGCCCCCACCUUCAGCUCAGUUAGUUAACAAAAACUCUAUUGGUAGUACACAAAGCCUGAAAGACCCAAUUGACAAAUUCAGAAACUUCUUUGAGGAUUUUUCAUGCCCUGGCAUAACAUUCUAAAGUUUCGAUUACAUGUUUUUCGAUCGCCAAGGCAGAAUUUGGCAAGAAAAGUUGGAAUUUUUUUUUUUUUUUUUUUUUUAAACCUACCAAUGGAGAUCUAGUUAAAAUCUUACAGAAUGUUAAAUUGACUGCAGAACUUUUAUGCAAUUUUAAAACUGAAGGUCUCUGUUUAGCAGCAAAAAGUAUGGGGUUAGCUAUGGUGUGAAGAAGAGUUAAUAGGCUUCAUUCCUGACGAGCACACGCCCAUUCAAAAUAUGGCAUAUGUUACCUUCCGUUCGAGGAAGGUCUCUUUGGUUCUUUGCUAGAUGAUAAAUUCGGGAUUAUUCUAGCUUCAGUGAUUGAAUAAUCUAAAUUUUAUGGCAAGACAGGAGCCUUCAUAUUUGCCUAAACCUUCUUUACUGAACCUCCCAGCAGCAAAGAAAGUUAAACCUAUAGAGAAAAAAAUCAAAUCAGGACACCUCUUGGGAGGAGUCUCACAGACUCAUGUUCUAACUCCUCUUUCUUGAUGCAGCCGAUCAAGUGUAGUCAACCAUGUAAAAUUGAGUGAUAAUCAACCGUGUAAACAGAACAGAAUCGACACUGGAAACCAAUUGAUAGUAGUCUGUAGGGUAAUCUUCAUGGCUCAUGCAGACAAACUUCACACUAAAAAAGACAGAAAUGUUUUGAAAGUAGUGUCACUUGGACUGGGUGUCUGCAAAAUAUAUACAUACACAGAUAUACUCCCAUGGAUAUCAAGAGUAUAAAACCAUUGCAAAAUCUAAAAUUGCCAUAAUUAGGUAAAUUAAAAAUCACCUAACCAAAGCAAACUUAAACAGGAAGUUUAAUAUAAAGUCUUACAAAAACCAUAGAAAUAAAAAUAUACCUGACAGUAUCUGGGAUGGGAUACAGAUUGGGUGGGAAAUUAUUCGCCUCCUGUCUUUAACAAAAUUUAGAUUAUUCAGUCACUGAAGCUAGAAUACUGAAUUUUAUAGGUAGACAGGAGGCUUCAGCCUGCAAUAGGAACUUGAGAACUAGGAAAGUCGAUUACCUAUAGCAACACGGCCGUGGAGGGAAAAAGCUGUUUGUGGUAGAAAUGGGUAUUGCCCAAAUUCCAUGCAUCUGGUCGAGGCCUGUAGCCUGUGAAGGCAGCUCUGCCAUUCGUUGGACCCCUAUAGCAACCAGCCCUAACGUCCUUUUCUAGUGGUUUACAAAGCCAUAAUCUGCAGUAUUUGGCAAUGUGAUCAGGGAGUGUCCAUUCAGUUGAUCGAGGGUGUCUGAUACAGCGUUGGUCAAGAGGACAACCAUUGGUAUCCAGUAGGAUAUUGUCCCUAGUGUUAUCCAAAUUAGUAUUAGUCAUAGGAUCAGUGUCCUGAAAGGACUGGUUUUUGGGGUAGAAGGAAAGUCUCCAUAACAGUCGGAAGAGGAUGGGUCUCGUGGGAGCUCCUCAUACGAAUACACACCGUAUUCGUCCAUUACUUGUAGGUGAUAGCCAGAGGUUGAACACUAUACAGGGUCAAAUUCUUUAUUGAAAGUGGGUUUGGCAUGAGACAAUUUACCAGUCUUUGCUGGGGCUUUGCCAUUGCCAGCAGAAGCAUUGUCACCCUUUCAAGGGCACUUACGUGGGGCUUAGUCAUGGUCAGAGACCCUGGAAUCAUCAGACAAUGGAGUGGUGGCAGUAGGGGCCGCUAGUGGCUGGUCACGAACGCUGCCAAGGCCUUAGGGAUAGUCUGCAAUUGCAGCUUGAAACCAGGCCUUUAGUUCUGCUGACACUGCAGGUUCUGGUUGGUCUGACAUUAUGACCAGUAAAAUAGUGGGAUCACCACACAAUCCUAUAUAUCAAUGGGUGUAUAUAUAAAUUGUUGUUUUUUUUUUUUUUUAAUUUUUUAUUUUAUUACUUAACAAAACUUGUCACCCACAACAAAGGCAGGGGCUUUUCUUGAGGCUCACCCUGAUAAAAUAUUGUCACUUUUUAAAGGGGACUUAGAGUAGAUUUAACUAAGGCUAAACGGUGUUGAAAGACAAGGCAUUAGUGGGGUUCAUCCACAGUUAUGGCAGUUAAACUGCCAAUAUAAUGACAGGUGUAACCUGUGUAAUCAAUCAAAACAAGAAGUUCACCCUGAAGGAUAACAAUAGUAAGGCACGCGGGGGUCACCCUCAAGUAGGCCCCAGGCUGUUUGGUCUUUAUUUCGGCUUGCCCCUCAUUAUAUAAAUUUAACUGUAAUAACAAAAUGUUUCAGCAUACUGAAAAAAUACUUACGUUUUUGAUAGGGAUUCCGAGAAAGCUGUCAUAAAAGCGUGCGGAAACUAGAAAACAAACCGCCGAAUAAAAGAUGGCCACCAGCAAGAAGGGAGGCGGGUUUGCACAUCUAUCUAAUGACGCGAUUAAGGGCAGUUCUGAUUCAUAUCGCGGGCAUGACCAUUUCGGGUUGCAGCAGUGGCGCGGCGUUAUAAAGACUGGCAAAAAACACACUAGUAAGGUGCGACGUUCAGAUAAAUUAGACCGCUUAAGAAAAACAUAGGGAAAGGACUGGACAGUGGGCUGACCUAAAAGGUUGGUGUCAUGAAGGGAAGAGAUAAAAUAAACACACAAAUUACUUCAUGAAACCGGGGGGGGAAAAAAUCUAAUUAAAAGGAGUAAAAAUAUCUAAAACAAAGAUAAUGCAAGUUAAUAGUAUGUGUCUCAGACUAAUCUGUUCUAAGAUGUGUCCUGAUUAUUUGGAUUUUAUUUAUUUUCUAUAUAUUUAACCAUUUCUUUGCUGCUGGGAGGUUCAGUAAAGGUUUAAGCAAAUAUGAAGCCUCCUGUCUUGCCAUAAAAUGGAAAUCCUUGGUGAAAAGAUCUAUCGCGGAAUAAAUGAGGAAAUAUUUUAUUUCAAGAAGACCCUGGUGGUUUUGUUUUUUUUUGUUUUUUUUUGUUUUUUUCUUCAAAGAAUUCAGGUAACAUCAAGCAUUAGCACUUUUCUAUUCCUUGCAUUCAUGGUACUCUGAGAAUGCAGUUAUAGAAGAGACUUCAGGACCAAGAAACACUUAUGGGUUUUACUAAAGACUUUUUUUCUACUGAAGAAACCAGGUGAGUCUUUUUGACCACUCUAAGAUUUGAAAAAAGUGAACAAGUUGGUAACAAACUCCAGAAUGGAGACCAUUGUCAGCAAGCCAACUUGUCAAUUGUUUUCCUUGCAUCUCAGGAUCUAAAAGUUGCCAUAAGCAAAAAAAUAAAAUCCUGCACUAGCCGUUCAAAGGUCUGCCUUUCUGCCUAACAUUAUCUCCAAGAGUCUUCACGAAAAUCAUGAUAGUCCCAGCAGCAGAUUCAAUAGAGAAAUAAUUUCAUAUUGUCCCUUACCUGGGCAACUAGCUAAUUUUGACAAGAACAGAAAAUAUUUUAAGAGAACAUGCCUGUCCUUAAAAGGUGGGGGGGAAAUCCCUAACGCAGGUACGAUUGCUAAUCCUAUGGAAAAAGGAAUUUGCAGGCAGUAAAAAUUAAUCUAUAUAUGCUAACACAAUGCAAAUUCUUCCACCAUUAUGUAAAAAAAAAACGCAUUGCAGCAAUUCUGGGUUUUGUUUUGGUUUAGAAUUUGUACAGUUGCUUCCCCCUAAGGGGUUAAGCAUGCAGGAAGAAUAGGAAAUAUUGUCACUGUCCUAAUCAUUGUCAGUGUGAUGGCAGUAAAGCCAGUAUGUUCUAAUCAGUGGAACGAUUGCCCUGCUUGAUGAAUUCUUCAAGCAGGGCCAUGUAACCUCCAUGGACCACUGACCAUGGUGAUUCUGGGGUGAGGUGGUGGAUGGUAAGCAAUAAAAGCAGCUUCUAAAAUCUGUAAAUGUGUUUAGAAAAAUCCUGUGAAUGGAAUAACUAUUUAGCAUUCAUUGAUGAUUUCAGUAUGCCUGGAUGUUGGAGCUUACUGGGUUGGUAACGGUUUUAUAAUUGUUGGAGCGUAUCUUGGUCAAAAAAUGGGAGCCAUUUACAAAUUGGUAAUUUCAAACAAAGUUGGCUUGUGCUUGCUCUGGAUUGACUUACAGGGUGAUUGAAAUUUGCUUAGAAUUCUCAUUUUAUUUAAACAAAAUAAACCAAAUUGGAAACUUUCUAAGUUAGAUGCUUCGACUUCAGCUACUUAGGGCCUUAAAUUUGAAAUUCACCUUGAAUUCACUUUGAAAUCUAACUUUAAUGAAUAAGCUUGUUAAUGUUUAUAUAAUGAAGAGGCUCGUUUCUUCCUUUCAGGUUUACACGAUUGCUCCUGAUCCUGAUGACUUUGAGGACUUUCCUGCUUUGUCAUAA
Pelobates cultripes (western spadefoot toad) is the source of this 50229-nucleotide messenger RNA. NCBI's taxonomy places the organism in Eukaryota, Metazoa, Chordata, Amphibia, Anura, Pelobatidae. The record is from the annotation of a GenBank genome assembly.